GAGCGGCGCGCUUCAAAGCCCAGCCGCCGCGGCUGCAAAGCCGCCGGAGCUUAAUGGCGUCCUUGCGCUCAGAUUAGCUGCUCCGUUUUCCUUCCUUCCUUCCUCCUCCUCCUCCUCCUCCUCCCCUUCCUUCGGGGAGGCGGGCAGCGGGCAGGAGGAGAAGAAGAAAAGGAGCGGCGGGAGAGGGAGAGGCAGAAGCGCCCAGGCGCGCGGGCAAGACUUCGCCGGGAAGGCAGCCGCACACAAUGCGCCAAGAGGCAACACCCGGGCAAGGCAGCGCGGGAGACUGAGGCGCGGCGGUCCAGGCGAGCGGGAGGAGGAGGAGAAGCAGCAGCAGCAGCAGCAGAGCAGGAGGGAAGAGGCAGCGGCAGCCCCAGUCCCCCCUUCUUCCCUCGCGGCGGCGGCGGCGGCAGGAGGGUAAGGCGGCGCGGCGCGCUCGGCUUUGUGUCUGCUUGCAUCCGACGGGGAUGGCGCGCUCGCUAGGCCGCUCGCUCGGGGAUUGGCGAGGCGGCUCCUUCGCCGAGGCGUCCGCACCGACACGCGCCUUUGUGUCUCCUUCCCGGGAACGAAGAUGCGGGCAUAGGAGCCCCUUCUUAGGGCCGAGGUCUCCCUUCGCCCCCCUCCCCCAAAUAAAAUAUUGGAGGGGGCUCCCCCCCCACAGUUUAUGGACAUUGCCGUUCAAAUGGCUUGUGCGCACCGCCACGUCUUGUGAUGGAUUACGCGGGGCGGAGCUUACCUGGUCCCCCAUCCCCAAUAUUUUGUUCAAGUUGGUACCCCUGUGCAGGGUUAGAUUUUAGCCCCCAAGAGGUUGAGGUGGCGCCUUGGAGAAGUUCACUUUGCCCCCCAGGGCUGCUGGGAAUGCGGAUUCCAGGGCCUGUCCCUCUGGCUGGGUCGGUGGGUGUGCCUCUUGGGUGGUGGGCAUCCUUGGCUAUUCUCCUCGUUCUUCUCCGCCAGGCAAAUGAGCGUAGGAAGUUGGAUCGGGCACCUCUUAACGCUUCUUGAUUUAUAAAGUGCUGUAUAGGUAGCAUCUCCCUGAAACAAAAAAAAAUAUCCACGCAAGUCGUUGAUCGCCAAGAGGUGCAAAUUGAUUUUGUGUUGGUUAUUUAUCUCUCUUGUAAUUGGUUUUCACGUUGGUUAUUUAUUUCCCUUAGCUGGCCUGCACGCUGGCCAAUAAAUGAGGGUGUAUGGGGGAAGACCUGCUUGAUUGGCACCCGUGGCAGGUACAGAUGGCUGUGGAAGUACUUUAUUGGAUAGCUGUGUGGCAUCUUGUGGCACAAUGGGUCAUUGCAUCUGGCUGUUGACCCCAAAGCCUGGUGGUCCGAGCCCACCAAGGCACAGCUGUGGGCAGGAUUCCAGGGGGUUGGACUAGAUGACCCUUGGGGUCCCUUCCGACUCUAUGAUUCUUUGUACACACACAAUUUAAUAUAAGCAUAGGCUUCUCUCCUGCUGUCCUCCUGCCGCAUUUGGCAUCCAUCCUGACAUGACCCUCCAUUUACAAAACCCUCUGCGCCCAUGGGACACUUUUUGUUUUUUUGCUUAGUUUCCCCCACUCUGCCCCAGCCAAGGUAGAAGCAGGUUUGUAGAGACAGUACAAAAAGGCAGGGGAAUGCAACCAGCAUCCACAGCCUCCACUGACAUUAAUACUCAGGCAGCCUUGGAAUCCCUUCAGAUGGAGAAGCAGCAGCAGGGAGAGCAAUCUCCCAACUUAAUCCUUUCCACUGGCAGAUUUUCUGCAGGGGGAAAAAGGGUGAGAUCUGACAACCUUUGGCCGCACUUGAAGGUCUGAGUAUGUGGGGAGGGCUGCCAGAACAGAGGGGAAAGCGUUGGGAGAGUAUUUAAGAAGCUUUCAGAGGAUUUAGGCCUGGGAUGGUGCUAUGUGUGUUUGGAUGGAUGGAUGUUAUUAUAACGCCCAGAGAGUCCCCUUUGCUGGUUCUCUGAUUUGUUGAGACAUAUUAUGUCCCCAGAAGGGACACGGGUGGUGCUGUGGGUUAAACCACAGAGCCUAGGACUUGCCAAUCAGAAGGUCAGCGGUUCGAAUCCCCGCGACGGGGUGAGCUCCUGCUGCCCGGUCCCUGCUCCUGCCAACCUAGCAGUUCGAAAGCACGUCAAAGUGCAAGUAGAUAAAUAGGCACUGCUCCGGUGGGAAGGUAAACGGCGUUUGCAUGUGCUGCUCUGGUUUGCCAGAAGCGGCUUAGUCAUGCUGGCCACGUGACCCAGAAGCUGUACACCGGCUCCCUCGGCCAAUAAAGCGAGAUGAGCGCCGCAACCCUAAAGUUGGUCACGACUGGACCUAAUGGUCAGGGGUCCCUUUACCUUUAUCUAUUAUGUCCCCCGGGAAGGUCAAGGCUGUAAGGCUGCGAUGGGGAACCUGUGGGUCCCCCAGAUGGGUUUUUUAAGGACUCCUAAUUCCCAUCAUUCGAGAGCAUUGGCCAUUCUGCCUGGGGCUGAUGGGAGUUGGAUUCCAACAGCAUCUGGAAGGCGGUAGGUUCCCCAUCCCUGCUGUUGGGUAAUUGACUUCCUUUAUAAGAAUAAAGGACAUUUUCAGAUGAGCUGUCUCUUCAGAAUACAUUGUUGGGGAGCAGCUGCACCUGUAGUCAUUUCAUCCAUCUCACGCUUAUUGGUUCUGCCUUGAGUUGCAAGAGUGCUAUCCAGCCAUGUCUAUCCCCUGUUGGAAAGCCAUUUGAUCCAGUGGAGUCUUCCAUUAGAGCAGGGUUUCCCACACUUGGCUCUCCACCUGCUUUUGGACUACACUUCCCAUUAUCCCUGACUAGUGGUCCUGCUAGCUAGGGAUGAUGGGAGUGGUAGUCCAAAAGCAGCUGGAGACACCCAAGUUUGGGAAGCACUGGUUUGCACACACUGGUGAGGUGCUUCCACCCCUUUCCUGAACCCAUUGGGCUCACCACUUCUUGUUUUGGAGAUCUUCUGUGUGAAAUCCCUGCAAUCACUCCGGCUAGAAAAGCACUGACAUUGCUGCUGGCUAUUGCCGCCUCAAGUCAUUGUGGUUGUCUGUGCAACCCUAUAACCAGGGAGGCCUUGGGCGAGGCCACUUGAGAGAUGGGUGCGGAAGAGAAAGUGGCCGGCUCGCAUGUGUGAACCAGUUCCUUGUGAUCAUAAGGAACCAGAUGGUAGAGCUUGCCUGGACCAAUUAAUGGACUACAUAAGGGGGCAAUCUGGUUUAUGGAGUACCUGGUUCACAAUCUGGGAAUGCUUUGUACCUCCUGUUCAUAUGUUUAGCAAACGUCCUGAUAUAACAACAACAACAACAACAACAACUUUGCAACACAUUCUUUGGGCAUUUCACAAGUGGGUUUUUCAAAAUGCAAGUGUGGAAGCGUUGAGGCUUAGAGUGCAAGCCCCUUUCUCCCAUUCCCUCCAUCCGCUGGAGGAGCCAGAGUUGCGUGAAUGUCAAGUCCCUCUCUCUCUUAUGUUGCUACUGGCAGAUACCUUGCUCUUGGAAGUUCAGAUCUGCUAAAAUGGCUUAAAGAUGGUGUGUGCCUAAAAUUAGCCUCAGAAGAAGCAGCAGAAUUGUGCAAAUAGCAAGUGUUGUUGUUGUUUAGUCGUGUCCGACUCUUCGUGACCCCAUGGACCAGAGCACGCCAGGCACGCCUGUCUUCCACUGCCUCCCGCAGUUUGGUCAAACUCAUGCUGGUAGCUUCAAGAACACUGUCCAACCAUCUCGUCCUCUGUCGUCCCCUUCUCCUUGUGCCCUCCAUCUUUCCCAACAUCAGGGUCUUUUCCAGGGAGUCUUCUCUUCUCAUGAGGUGGCCAAAGUAUUGGAGCCUCAGCUUCAGGAUCUGUCCUUUCAGCGAGCACUCAGGGCUGAUUUCCUUCAGAAUGGAUAGGUUUGAUCUUCUUGCAGUCCAUGGGACUCUCAAGAGUCUCCUCCAGCACCAUAAUUCAAAAGCAUCAAUUCUUCGGCGAUCAGCCUUCUUUAUGGUCCAGCUCUCACUUCCAUACAUCACUACUGGGAAAACCAUAGCUUUAACUAUAUGGACCUUUGUUGGCAAGGUGAUGUCUCUGCUUUUUAAGAUGCUGUCUAGGUUUGUCAUUGCUUUUCUCCCAAGACGCAGGCGUCUUUUAAUUCCGUGGCUGCUGUCACCAUCUGCAGUGAUCAUGGAGCCCAAGAAAGUAAAAUCUCUCACUGCCUCCAUUUCUUCCCCUUCUAUUUGCCAGGAGGUGAUGGGACCAGUGACCAUGAUCUUCGUUUUUUUGAUGUUGAGCUUCAAACCAUAUUUUGUGCUCUCCUCUUUCACCCUCAUUAAGAGGUUCUUUAAUUCCUCCUCACUUUCUGCCAUCAGUGUUGUGUCAUCUGCAUAUCUGAGGUUGUUGAUAUUUCUUCCGGCAAUCUUAAUCUUAAAAAUACCACGUGUAGGAGGAACUAUAUGUUGCACUUUGAGACCGCAGAACUGCACAGAUGCCCCCUUACAUGUUCUCUAAAGGAGCUCCGGUCAUCUCAUCCAUAGGCUGGCCUGGCGAAUAUUCCACUCCCUCCAACUCUGCUGCCUGGAGAGGCUCAUGUGCUAUUCUUGGUAUGUUUUUUAAAGCGAGCCUUGCUGAAGCCGCUGGCAGGAAACCCACACAAAUUGACUCAGGAUACUCAUCAUUUGCUGCAGGGAAACAUAAAGGAGAUAGAUGGGGGCAGGGAGGGAGAAUAGUACCCUCAAGUAUGCUGUCAACGCAGCGUCUCUGGGCAUUUAUCCAUAACCUUGCUUCACGUAAAGAGGCUAAGAGUGAGAUCGAAGUGUAAGAAAUAGAACAUGGAGAAAGAAAGGCAAUAAGUAUUGUUUGGCCGAGUUGUCGUUCAGAAUUGCUGUAUGCAAGCUUUCAGGUGACGCAGGUUUCUUCCCUGCGUAAAUCAAAAUUUAGGAAUAUAUGUGCAUGUGUUGCAUCAUGUAUGGGCUGUACUUAUAAACUUAUUUAUAGGCUGCCUUUAUGGGCAUAGUCCUUACAAGGCGGCUUACCUAUCAUAAAAACGCAAUACCAUUUAAAGCCAAACUAGACCGUUUUAAAUGCUAGCAGCACAAAAUUACCCGAAACAUAGACCAGUUAAAAAUAAAUGGAACAGCAGCAUGAAUUCCAGAAGCUAAAAAAGCUAUGCGUUCCAAAAGAGCUAUUUAAUUUUGGCUCCUAAAAUUAAGGCCUAAAUUUAAGAACUGGUUGGUUUUUUUUAAGCCUGUAGAUUUUAAAAUUUGCAAAGUUGAAGCCACCUGCAGUUGGGGAUGAAAUCUGGAAUUUUAAUUUUUGAGUAACUGCAACAGAUGAAUUAACUGGGUGGCUUAUCAUAAGGGAUUCCAUCCUUUGCUAACUAAACACUGACAGCAUGAGAACUUCUCAGUUGUUGCUGUUUCGCCUGCAUUUUUCAUAAUUCAAUGGAGUUCUCUGCGUCCUUUCCAUCUUGGCUUAUAUUUUGGGGCAGAUUUCAUUAAUGUCAUGAGUCACCCCAGGCUAUUUCGAAUCUAGUUACAUCAUAGGAAUCUUAUUUUAUUCCAGCAGAUCUUCCGUUCUAAUUAUAUGAGCCUCCCUCGCUGACCUUUGACCUCUUCACAUCCUUCAGAAUUCUUGUUCUCUUCUGCUCCCCGGCCAUUUCUUCUCUGUAGCAGCACACCAAGCCUUUAUGGGGAGUUAUGAGGAUCCUGUGGUUUCUCUUCAAGAGAUCUCUCCAUCCUCUUACUUUUUUUGCUUGUCAGUUUAAACAUGAAUAUCUACUGAGGGUUUCCUUAUUAUCUAUAAGAGGGGAAAUAAUAAUAAUAAUAAUAGUAAUAAUAAUAAUAAUAAUCUGGCUGGGUUUCCCCAGAAACAGAAGGGGGGGGGGAGUUGAGUGAGAUGGAAGGAACAUUGCUGUAAAUAUUUACAGCACCAUGGAGUUAAAUCUGCAAAAGAUGGAGCCCUUACAAAGGCUUGCUCUUGGCCUGUUGUGCAAAAUUAUCUGCAGUUUCUCAGCACAACGGUGGAAUAGCUAUACCUUCCAGCACAGGGGUCGAAACAGCUCUUUUAUAGAGAGGGAAAAUAAUGAGAGAGAAGAGAGAGAGCAUCCUGUAGUGUAAGCUGAUUGAAAAUAAAGGCUAACAACAUUCUCUUCUCCUUUUGCCCUGGCAAGUUCCUUUGCCUAUUUACAGCUGCCUGACAGGCAGAAAUAUAGCAGAUGAAGCUUUUCCUGCCAUGAAGACGAAUGGAUGGCUAAAGCUGCACCUGCUACAUUUCUGCAUGCCAGGUAGGUGUUAAAGACCCAGGAGUCCUGCCAGGAAACAUUUGGCAACCUUAGCUGGGGUGGGGGUGGAAAUAGUACUAGUUGUGCUGCUUACUCGCUAAUUGGUUAUGCUGGUGUGAUCUCAAUGUCUUUUUUUCUUUCUUUUAAUGGGGCACCAGUGUUUGGUUAAUUGUACCCUUAGGUCAGGGGUCAGCAAACUUUUUCAGCAGGGGGCCGGUCCAAUGUCCCUAAGACCUUGUGGGGGGCCGGACUAUAUUUGGGGGGGGGGGGAAUGAAUUCCUAUGCCCCACAAAUAACCCAGAGAUGCAUUUUAAAUAAAAGCACACAUUCUACUCAUGUAAAAUCACGCUGAUUCCCGGACCGUCCGUGGGCCAGAUUUAGAAGGUGAUUGGGCCGGAUCUGGCCCCCGGGCCUUAGUUUGCAUACCCAUGCCUUAGGUAUAGUGUCCAUUUCAUCAGCAGCCCUCAACUUCACACUGUACUUCUGAAUCACAAAGGAGAAACUGGCUAUUUUGAGGGGGUUGGGAAUAGUGUUAGAAACUCAGAUAUAUAAGCUAGGCGCCAAAUGGCUCCUUAAACCAGGGUUGCAGUCGCCAAAACAGAAUGUCCAUUUGCCAUUUUGGGGCAAGACAGCUCUAAAAUCUUAUUUUUCAAAUGAUGUACUGACUCUGAUUAUCAGUUAAACAUGUGGCUAGUGCAGAAGACAACCUUGAGCUUGGUUACGAACUUUGAGAAGAAAAGUCACUUGAUCCAGGGACGGUCCACAUAGAUAUUGGCCUAUUCCUGCCUCUUUUUCUUCAUGGUGACACGGACCAUUCAUAACAUAAGAAUAUUCUGCACAACUGUGAGCAGGGCAGUGGGGUAGGGUAAGUGGAGACAAGCUACAACAAUUAGCUAUAACGUUGUUCCCUGCACAGAAAAAGCCAAGUUUGGUUCCUGAAAUUCGUUCCGAUUCUGAAGGUAAAAUAUAACUGAUAGAAUUCUGCAGGAUGUGAAAUUAGUGUGUGGAAACAGUCAAGAUCCAAUGAUCCCCAGGCAUGCACCUCCAGAUGGUGUAGAUGUCAGGCGCCAUCUUGGCACCCAGGAAUCUUCACUUGGUCGCAAGUGGCCAAUAAAGGUAAAGGGACCCCUGACCAUUAGGUCCAGUCGUGGCCGACUCUGGGGUUGCGGUGCUCAUCUCGCUUUAUUGGCCGAGGGAGCAGGCGUACAGCUUCCGGGUCAUGUGCCCAGCAUGACUAAGCUGCUUCUGGUGAACUAGAGCAGCACAUGGAAACGCUGUUUACCUUCCCGCCAGAGUGGUACCUAUUUAUCUACUUGCACUUUGUCAUGCUUUCGAACUGCUAGGUUGGCAGGAGCUGGGACUGAGCAACGGGAGCUCACCUCGUCGCGGGGAUUCGAACCACCAACCUUCUGAUUGGCAAGUCCUAGGCUCCAUGGUUUAACCCACAGCGCCACCCGCAUCCCUUAAGUGGCCAAUAGCCAGGUGCAAAAAGCGCCUGGCACCUGCCUGAUUUUGAACACUGGUUGGGAAGGCCCUCCAACACCCAAGUGUGCAUCUGUUGAGCAGUAGUUACUUUGUUCUGUUUUAAGGACUACGUUAUCUAACACCACCCGCCAUGCAGAUAAGUAGCUAGCAUAAAGCACAGCAUGGGCAUGGCUUUAUAGAAAAGGCUGCUGGUAUCCCUGCCUCACCAAUUUUUCAGAAUUCUUUGACGCUGUCAGAACACAUGGAGGAAGUCACCCAUUGGACUUCCAAAAAGGUUUCAACAUUUCUCUUCUUUAGCUCUUGGGUAAAUUUAGCAGCCGGGGAGGGGGGGUGGGAGGGUGGAUUCUCGUGUGGUUCAGGAAUCGAUUAAAGAAAGCAAAGAAUCUAUGUGACAUUUUAACAAAUAGCAAGUUUACUGUGUCAUUAGCUUUCAUGGACUGAAGUCUACUUCAUCAGAUAGGUGAAAGGGUUAUCUUAAGAGGCGCAUUUAUACAUGGGUGGAAGAAACAGUGGGGGUCAGAUGGCAGCGGAAUGGAUAGUGGAAGGCAAUUUAAUUAUGUAGAGUAAGUUAAGGGAGGGAUUCACAACAACAAUCGCUAGUGAAAACUAAAUAAUCUUAGAUUUUCUAGGUUGCUUGGCACUAAAUUUGUAAGCUUUUGAACUCAGGAGAUCUGGGCCUCAGGGAUCUAUCCAUUCUUAAAAAUGCCUGGAAGUUAAAUGUUUUGAGAAUGCUUGGCCACAUGUUUCUGUCCAGGGUAACUCCAACAGCAGAGGUGUCAGCGGAUGAUAUCGGUCGUGUGGCUAUCCCUCCAAAUAUUUUAGGGAAAUGUUUUAGGGGACCGUCAUCUGACACAUUUCCCCAGUUGGUGCAGAUGAUGACUUCUUGCUGUUGGUGUCUGUUGGUGUUGCAGAAUGUGUUGAACUCGCAGUGCAAUUCAUUUUUUCCCCGCAUUGCUCUGAGGAAUAGAUUGUAGAAAUGUUUCGGCAGUGCGUUUAAAGGGCUGUUUGUUCAGAGUUCCACUCAGCACCAAUGGCCUGUGCCCCCACCCUCAAUUUAAGGAAGGUGGAAAGUUGUUUCAGCCUAACUGAGUUGUCCUUCGAUGCCGUCACUCGCCGACACGCCUCAGGUUAUUUUACGAGCAGAUUGCCAUCCUGUGUAAUAUAGAACAUCCAUCCAUCUUUGUUUUGGCUGCUCAUACUUCUGGACUGCGCGUUAAAUGCAGAGGCAGCUUCUCCAGCAUAGUUUGGUUCAGGAAAAAGACUGACCCACGCCUCUGAGAACACCUGAGUAGUGUUUCAGAAAUGCUACUUUAUUGCAUGAGCUGAAGUAAACUGCUUUUUAUGGAAGGUAUGUGGCAUUUUUGCUUUGCAGUACUUUGGGGGGAAAUGUUCAAGUGCCACCAAUUAAAUAGGACUAUUCUUGGAUUUUCCAAAAUUAACUGGUUUGAAAAUUCUAUCUGUUUACUAGAACUUACAGUACAGUAUCAUUCCUAGAUUUUUAUAGGGAGGUAAAAGGAAGCCGCAGUCAGAGUUCUUUUUAUCUAUUUAGGUCUUUCGGCGCAUUAUGUUCCAGACAUUUAAAAAACAAUUGCAACCAUAAAUGGCUCAGUUGCUCCCUCGAAAGCCUCUAGAUAAUGUCUCAUUCAGGAGCUGCCCAUGUAAUCCACUCUUGCUGUCUUCUCCAGAAGGAUGUGAAAGAGGAAGAAAUAAAGCAGCAUAUUAGCAGGAUAUCUCCAAACUCCAGUACACUAAAGCAGAACACUAGGUCUUUUUGGGUCCAGACUUUUGAGAAAUAGGAACUCCAGCUCAGGUAGACAUUUAGCUAAUAUUUUGAAAGGGUAGCUUUUGGAGGUAUGAGCUUUCAACAGAAAACUGCACUCAAAAUAAUAUCCUUUAAAUUCUGCUCCAAUUUCUAGAUAGCUUUCCGCCGCUCAUGUGGGAAUACUUUGAACCUGAGGUGCAAAACUCUCAUCUGAGGCGUGUUUCACGCAUGAGUCACAUGCAUCCCUUGAUCUUUCUGUCAGCUCUCAUUUGAUUGACUGUUAAAUGUGUCAGCUACUAAAAAGCCCUCUGUUUGUGAUGGCAACUCUUUGCUGCCUGUGGUGAUGGUCCAUUAUGAAGUUUGACAGUCAUGAAGUAGGGAAGGGCAUGCAUGUAUGUAUGGAUCAGCCUGGAGAUAGGUGUGACUCCGGCUAGAUUUCCAACUUUUAGAAAAUACUUCCGUCUCAGCUACUUAGCUCCUGGCUCUCACAUAUGUCUAUGGGUUAGACCCAAUCUAGUUCUCUGUGCACAGUGACUCUGUGUCAGGAGCAACUCAAACCGUGGCUUGGAGUAUCUUCCCACAGCCAUGGUUGUACUGCUCUAGCACAUUUUUGUUUGCUCGUAGGUUUGGACUCCUGGCUUUGACUUCUGGCUUAGGUGUCUCCCUCACCCCACUAAAAAACACCCCCCAGCUGACCACUGUCUCACUCCAUGACCCAACUACUGACCUUUGGUUCCCAUCUCCUGAUUUCCCUCUGACAGCUGGUUGUGGCUUAGCUCUGAUACAGAGCUGGGUAGAGUGUGGUGGUUCCUAACACACACACUGAGAACCGAGUACAGUGGUACCUCGGGUUACAUACGCUUCAGGUUACAUACUCCACUAACCCAGAAAUAGUGCUUCAGGUUAAGAACUUUGCUUCAGGAUGAGAACAGAAAUCAGGCUCCGGCGGCACGGCAGCAGCAGGAGGCCCCAUUAGCUAAAGUGGUGCUUCAGGUUAAGAACAGUUUCAGGUUAAGUACGGACCUCCAGAACGAAUUAAGUACUUAACCUGAGGUACCACUGUAUUUCCAGAGCCUUACUUGACCUUGGAUAAGCUGGCAGCACAGAUGAACAUUGAAUUGGGUACCACACAUAGCAAGGGGCUCUUGGGCAAGCUGUGUACAGCAGCUUGCAAGUGAUGUGCAGGUGUCCUGGCAUGUGCUUUUCCUGCCAUUAAAGGCUUUCCAGUGUGGAGAGCCAGUGUGGUGUAGUGGUUAAGAGCGGUGGACUCGUAAUCUGGUGAACCGGGUUCGCUUCCCUGCUCCUCCACAUGCAGCUGCUGGGUGACCUUGGGCUAGUCACACUUCUCUGAAGUCUCUCAGCCCCACUCACCUCACAUAGUGUCUGUUUUGGGGGAGGAAGGGAAAAGGAGAAUGUUAGCCGCUUUGCGACUCCUUCGGGUAGUGAUAAAGUGGGGUAUCAAAUCCAAACUCUUCUUCUUCCCUGGGCUAGACAGGCAGGAAGUUAUCUGUAGCCCAUUUUAGGUGCCAGCCUCCCAGCAAAGCCAUGGAACUCCUCACCCAAGAAGCACUUGUGAGAGGUACAUCCAAGCCAAAGUAGCUGCCUUGGAAGGAGCAGAGGUUAGUAAAGGUAAAGGGACCCCUGACCAUUAGGUCCAGUCGUGGCUGACUCUGGGGUUGCGGCGUUCAUCUCGCUUUAUUGGCCGAGGGAGCCGGCGUGCAGCUUCCGGGUCAUGUGGCCAGCAUGACUAAGCCGCUUCUGGCGAACCAGAGCAGUGCAUGGAAACGCCGUUUACCUUCCCGCCGGAGCGGUACCUAUUUAUCUACUUGCACUUUUGAUGUGCUUUCGAACUGCUAGGUUGGCAGGAGCAGGGACUGAACAACGGGAGCUCACCUUGUCGCGGGGAUUCGAACUGCCAACCUUCUGAUCAGCAAGUCCUAGGCUCUGUGGUUGAAGCAGUGGUGAAGUACCACCAAAAAGCUUCUUCCCAUCUGGAGAGAACUGUGGCUCCUGGGAGCUGCUACUAGACUGCAUCUGUGCCCUCCGAGGCACCAUGAGAUGUGAUGGCAGGGUGAUCCUUACCCUGGAUCUCUAAACCUUUGUUCAUGGGCACCUAAUCCUAGCCAUAAGGGCCCACUUUGGGUAUUCCCAGUGCUGCUGACAACUGAAUGUUCUUCAAGCUGAGAGCAAAACAACAAUCCCGUUGGGAUGGUGUGAACUAGUCACCGUCUCCUCCGGUGAUUCGGUAGGGGAGGGAGCUGGAGGCAAAGGAAACAAACACAUCAGCCUAGAAAAAGAAAGCAUCGUUUAUUAUUUAGAGGGACUCGAUAUGUUUGGAGAUGCUGAGAAAUGCUACAAAAGUGACUUGCACUUUCUGAUCCUGCACUUCCUCAGUGCAUCCAAAGUGGAACUUUUGCAUCUUUCCCCACACUAAGAUUCUCAAGAAGAUGCCUUUCUAUUCUGUGGGGAGAUUGAUCACCCUGAAUCUUUGUGUUAUCUAAAGGUGAUUUCUUUAAAUAUUUUUUAAAAUUAGGAUUUAUAAAGAAAAAUACAAAGAUUAUUAUCAAAUAGCUUUUUUUUGUCCAAACUAAAACAAUAAUCUGAAGGGGGGGGAGAGAGGAAAGAGGGUAAAGGAAAAAAGAAAGAAAGAGGAAAAGAUAGAGAAAAAGGAAUAGAAAAAGAUUUCAGAGAGAGAAGUAAAGAAGCUGAAGAACUUUUGAUUCUUCGUCUGACUUCUAUAUAUAAUUAUUUACUUCAUUCAUUCCAGUAUAAUUUCAGUUUUUCUCUCGUUUCGUUCUGUUUGAAAUCCAUAGCCCAAUUCAGUCAUUUGAUUUCUCUCCCCAUUUCCAUGUAUGCUGGAUACAUUUGAGGAGGACGGAUCAUGCCCAAUAGCUCUGUCUUCCAAACUUUUUGUGUUCAGUGCAAACAUGGAAAGGGGUUUUUCUGCGUGUAUACAGCUGUAUAUACAUUAGCUUCUCCAAAUGGUUGGACACCCAGAUUUCAUGAAGAACCUUUUUUAGCUUCCAGAUGUUCCUAAGUACAACUUGCAUCAUCCGUGGCCAUUGGCCAUGCUUGUUGGGGCUGAUGGAAGCUGUAGUUCAGCAACAUCUGGAGCGCCAAAGGUUGUCACCUCUGGCAAGGCACACAGAUCUCCUUUCAACUUGCACAGAACCAUGGAAAUCUGAUAGAUACAUAUAGUUUGUGAGAGAAUGAGUGAAGCACUAAUACUUGCUGUCAGUGAUAUCCUGUUGGAACAGAUGAGACUUCCCAUCUGAAGAAGUCUGAAGCUCAUUAUGUGUGGUGCCUCCUGUACUGGAAAAGGAAGAGCAUUUCAGAGGGUGGGUAAUACCGCAGAAGAGACCCACAUCUGAGAAAUUGUUAAACAACAGUUUGCCAGUGGUGGUAUGGUUAGCAAUGCCCCCUCUGAAGAUUUUAUGGUUCAGCUGGGUAUACAACAGAGUGGUCGUGUUUUGUAACUUCUGAGAAACCUCUGUUGUGUUUUUCUUUCUUGUAUCUCCCUUUUAAUUUUGCAUUAACAAACUUUUAUGGCCCCGGAUCAUCUGCUUGGUCCACUAAGUAUUACAUACGUAGUAUUUUGAAACACAGGGGGAAUUUGAAGUAAAGGGCAUUUUGACAGGUGUGGUCUCAUUUUAUCUAGUGGUGUACUUCUUGUGGUUUUCAUUAUGCUCAAGAUGAGAUGAAUGGGAUACUGUUUUAAUGUGCCUUGGAACAUUAUUUCUGAACUGUCACUGCCAGAUACUUUCUGCAGCCUUGGAUGGAUGCAGACCAAAGUUAGUUUGUGUGUGUGUGUGUGUGUGUGUGUGUGUGUGUGUACAGGAAGCUUUCCAGUAGAAAUGAUUCAGUGCCAAACUGCUCUACACAGGGUUUUAAAAGUGAUUUGACUUCAGUGAAUUGAUAAAAUCUCAAGAACGUUUUGAGCACCUACAUCAUGAACGGGAACUCUGUGGCCCUCCGGAUUUUGAUGAGCUACAGCUCAUCAUCAGCUCUGACCAUUGACCAUGCUGCUUGAGGCUGAUGGGAGCUGGAAUACAUUAACAUAAGAGGGCCACAGGUUCCCUGUCCUACGCAUACACACUAAUUUUACACAUAUGCUGGUGGCUUCUGUGAAUUGGUGUGACCAGCCCCACUUAGACAACACAUAGUGGAUUUCGAAAUAAAUCUAAUCCGAGACAAAGAAAGGUGGAAUUCCAGACUGUUAGAGCCACACCCCAUAGCUGAACAUUGGGGGGGGGGGUCAUUCACAAGCAGGUUGAAGUCAACUCACUUCUGCAUAUAGUAACUGCCCUGUUAUUGGAAGAAUCAUCACAAAGUUACUUCUCAUGGGGUGAAUAUUUCAUUUUAAUAUGCCUGUUUAUGAUUCAGAGCAGAUAUUUGCACCAUGGGGGGGGGGGAGCAACGAAAAUUAAUUUGCCCUGAUAGGUAAGUGGCAACCUUUGCCAACAAACAGGGCAUACAAACAAAAUAACCCCAAGUAUGGUAAAAUUGCCUUAUGUUGACCUUUCUGUAUCAAAAACAAUGGGUGGAACUGGGCGAUGUUUUAAGACCAUUGAGAAAAAUGAAGAGUCCAUCAUUCCUCCAGGGGUUGUUGAUCCUCUCCUGAUUUCAUCCUCUAAUUUUAGUAAAAGAGCUAAAAGCAUGCAUGUAUGUAUGAAAAAACGAAUAGCAAAUCAUGAAAUCAGAAAUACAUACGUUGCUGAUAAGGAUAGGAGCUGCUAUUUGGCAAACUGUAAAACACUAGGUAAAUAAAAAGGUUUUCAACUGGUGCCUGAAACCUAACCAUUUGGGAGACAAGACACACCUGAGUCAAGGCCACAUCACAGAGAAGGCUGCCCUGUGUAUCCCCUCACCCUGAAUCUUGGCAGGGUCUGCAAGCAGAUUUAGUUGUCUGAUGUUGCUGAGAUUUGGGUCCCAAGCUGUUUAGGACUUGUAUCCGUCACUAGCGCUUUAAAUCAGAUCUUGAAUCUGAAGCCUUGAAUUGAGGUUAGAAUAAUAUACAUGCAACUGUUGCCUCAGCAGCUCAAGGAAAUCGGCAUUUGCUACAGCCAGCUAAUCUUCUCUGUCCUGCUGUUCCCCGGCAUCAUUUUUUUAAUUAUUUUUUUAUUACUAAGGAAAACGACUGGCUUAAAUUUGGCACAGUUCCUCCAUCCCCACCAAGAGUGCACGAGGCAUUUCCUCAGAUUAAUCCUGCUACAACAGAACCUCAGCUUCCCUCUCUGGUUUCUAGCAAACCUUUUAUUGAUUAUAACGAAAGCUGUGCAGCGGAAUAGUACAGUGGUAUAGGAUCUGCUUAGUUUUCAGUAGAGAUAGUAGGAGGAACGGCCGAGUCUGCUACCUAGUCUGGAACGUUCUUGGAUCUUUGUUGACCGAGGAACAAUGAACAUGCUGCGCUGCUGAACAUUGGAGUGUUAGGCCUUCCAUUUUGUAACGUUCCUUCCCUUUGGUCUGACAAUUUCCCAGCAUUUAAAGGUGAGACAGGCUUGUUUUUACCAGCCCACAAGACAUUUACAACAAAAUUAUACUUCACUUUUCCUCUGAGGAGGUUAAGGUCAGGUACAUAGUUCAGAGCAGCCCCUAUGAAGCUGAGAGAUGGUGACUUGCCCAGGGUCACCCAGUGAGCAUAUCCUCGCCCAUUUAUGUUAGCUAAUUACCUGUGGCAUAUUGAUGACUUGAAAGGGAGGGGAAACUGUUUUUACUCAUCACAUACAACCAGAAUAGUAGCUCUUAAUAAGCCUGAAGAGAGAAGUGGAUUUUGAUAUGGAAUACUAUUGCAGAAAAGAGGCAAGGAAUUUUAAAGCCUCGACACCCCAUGAUGGGGUCCAUUUGUCCAGGAGAUGUUGUUUCCUGGCAGAGGAGUUGUUUAGUUGUUGUUUUGCCAUUACUGUGAUAACAAGUGGCUAUCAAGUGAGAUUCUGAUUUCAGAAGCUGACAAAUCUAAAACCAGCCAGGGCAAGUUUAGGACAGUUGUAUCUCGAGGUGGUGAUCUGUUUGGGUUAAGAUCUGUGUUUUCUCACUUGACAUCCAGUCUAAUAACAACACAUUUUCAAACUGCCCAGUUCUAAUCUGCUUUGAACUUUCACAGUACCAUAUUUUUCGCCCUAUAGGACACACCUAGAUUUUUUUUGGGGGGGGGGGGAAUAAAGUAAACAAAUUUUAUUUCCCCACCCCCAGGCGUGGGGCUGGGGUGGGGGAAGCCCGAGCUUCCCCCGACCCCAGCCCCCAGAACGGGUCCCAGAGCGAUGCCGAAGCCGUGGGCAGCUUCAGCAUCGCUCUGGGAGCUUGCGGCUGGGGGAGGGGGAAGCCCUCCGCCAGCCUCCAAACCACGUCGGGAGACAGCGGGAUGGCGCGCUGCGCCUCCCCGCUGUCCCCCGAGCUUGUGGGGCUGGCGGUGGGGCUUUCGCUGAAGCCGGGAGAGCGAUAGAGGUCGGUGCGCACCGACCCCUCUCGCUCUCCAGGCUUCAGCGAAAGCCUGCAUUCGCCCCAUAGGACGCACACACAUUUCCCCUUCAUUUUUGGAGGGGAAAAAGUGCGUCCUAUAGGGCGAAAAAUACGGUAGGUACAUUUCCCCUCUUAGCCUCUAAAAUAGACUUUCUUUCUUUCUUUCUUUCUUUCUUUCUUUCUUUUUUUCUUUCUUUCUUUCUGGCAUGUAUUGCAUUUUCCCGAGGUAGCUGUCAAUUGGAUAAGGAAACUACCAGUGUUCAAAGCCUUUCUCUCACAUUUUUAACUUCUCACCAUAUUAAGUCAUCAGCAGGGUUUCUGCCUUCUGUAGAUAGGUUUUGGCAAGAGAUUCUGCAUUUUUUAAAAAAAAAUAAUAAUCUUGGGAUAUAGUUUACUUGCCUGAGUCACCACAUCUUUCUUGCCAAAACUAAAACUGCCAUCUUGGGGACGGACGGCACGUUCUGCCUCAGCCUCAUGUCUUCAACACCCUGCUACUGUUUCUCCUCUGCAAGUUGGGGUGGUGGUGCCAGAAGGUGUUGAUACAUGUAUUGAGGUGGCGGAGAAGUGGGCAGAGGGGGCUUAACCCACCAACCCACCCCCAGCUGCUUCCUUCUGCAGCCCAGAUUACAGGCCCAUGUUUCUGUGUCAAAGACAGGUUGCGGCAGGAUUAAACUCUCUUUGCUUGCCUGCCCACGUAUCACACCUUCUGAAUUCCCCCGCACCCCUACCUUCAGAUGAGAAUGGGAGCUGAGUGUGGAAGACAUGAAUGUGCAAUUCCCCUUCCCCAUGGCAGUUUUAAUUUUGGAAGGAAAAAUGGAGGAGGGGCCCCCAAUGGAAGAAAACCAGUGAGCAGGAGAAGGGUUAAAUAUUUCUCCCACUUAUUGCUCCCCCCCAUGCAAAUUAAGCCCUUCUAGCAGAGGGGAAGGUAAAGGUAAAGGGACCCCUGACCAUUAGGUCCAGUCGUGACCAACUCUGGGGUUGCGGCGCUCAUCUUGCUUUAUUGGCCGAGCGAGCCAGCGUUUGUCCGCAGAAAGCUUCCGGGUCAUGUGGCCAGCAUGACUAAGCCACUUCUGGUGAACCAGAGCAGCGCACGGAAACGCUUCGCCCCGGAGCGGUACCUAUUUAUCUACUUGCACUUUGAGGUGCUUUUGAACUGCUAGGUUGGCAGGAGCAGGGACCGAGCAACGGGAGCUCACCCCGUCACGGGGAUUCAAACCGCCGACCUUCUGAUCGGCAAGUCCUAGGCUCUGUGGUUUAACCCACAGCGCCACCCGUGUCCCAUUGCAGAGGGGAAGCAAUGGCCAAAACUCAUUGACUAGACUAGGGUGAAACAGAAGGCAGUUCCUCCCUUGGAAAGUUAACGUUGUUCUUCCUGCCCUUUGUCCGUGUUAGACUAGCUACAUUUUUGUUGUUUUUGAAGUUAGAUUAGGUACAUUUUUGUUGUUUUUGAAGUUAUUUAUUUGUUAAUUUAUUCCAUAAACUUUAUACAAUUCUUUAUUGCAACUAGCUACAUUUUUGUAAAGGUUUUCCUUAUUCUUAGUAACAAUGGGGGUCCUCUUAGGACUGCCACGUUUUGUUCCAGCGUGGUUCUUGUGCUUUUAAUUUUGGUGUAACAGUCUGAAAUCCAACAGACACACAUACAGUCGUACCUUGGUUGUCGAACUUAAUCCGCUCGACUCCCGAAAGGGUUCGAAAACCAAGGUACCGCUUCCAGUUGGCUGCAGGAGCUUCCUGCACUCAGUUGGAAGCAGCAGAAGCCUCGUCGCACAUUCGGCUUCUGAAAAAAUUUCGCAAACCAGAACACUCACUUACGGGUUUGCAGCGUUCAGAAACCAAAACGUCCCAAGUACCAAGGCGUUUGACAACCAAGGUACAGUACGACUGUACAGUGAUAGAGAAAUUCCCCAUUACGAUGAGGUUUUUUUUAAUGAGAAUGCAACUGUUAAAGGUACUGGAACCCACUUAGUUUUAGUUUUACAGACAACCAUAGGUAUUAUAAAAGGGCUGUAGAACAGGAUCUAGCAACACUCCUUCACAGGCUUAGGCUUGAAUCCUGCACACCUUUACCUGGAAUUCACCUUGAACUCAAGUGUGACUUACUUCUGAGUAGACAUGGGAUUGUGCUGUUAGUGGAUGGACCUCAUGCCUCAAAAGUCUUCAUUUCAUAUAAAUUCUUCUGAUGUGUAUUUUUUGAAGUUGAAAUAGCUUUAAGAAAAAUAAAUGGCUAAAAAUGAAUAAAUUGCUAACAACUUAAAAAGUGCUAGCUGGCAAGUUGACGCCAGCUGUUUGCCAAGUUUGGAAAGAAGAGCUAUAUAUGCAGAAGUUCAUUCAGCAGUAAUGCAAAGAUAGAGCUUGGUAUUUUUGUCAUUUAUUUUAACCUUGCACCUGCAACACACAAGUGCUUCUUGGUUGAGAGAAUAGAGUUACAAAUAAUACAAGUACAAAUAGGUACAAAUAAUAACGUUGCUGUUGUUGUUUAUUGAUGAUGUUGUUAUCAUCUCAAGUCCAAUAAAACAACAGCCUAGCUGAUAAAAUACAACGGAUAAAGAUUUUUAAAACUGUGUCAACUCAGAGGUAGGGAUGGCGGACAAAUUAGAUUUAAUUCACAUUGAAAGGCAAUCCUACCUAACUACAAAACAUUACACGAACUGAAAUUCAGGCAUUGUUUGAAUUCACACUUCAGAUUUUUCUUUGCAGUUCUCUAGCCAAGCAGUCUUCACUAACACACAUAUGCUAGGUCCAAGUGCUCAUACAAAUGUAUUUAUUAGUGGAAGCAACAUUGGAAAGGCAUUGAAUUAGGGAAAAUUGCUUUACAAAAAUGUGUAGAUUAUGCAAAACUGCAUAAAAAGCCUAUGUAGUAGUAUAAAUUUGCUGAUGAAUUUUCACGAGGACUUAAAAAUAAUAAUCACAAACUUAUGUGGGAUUGUGGAGAACUGAACUAAACAUUAGAAAAAUGGGAAACUGAGUUUGACCAAAUUGCCAGUCCCUACUCAGAAAUCAGGGACGGGGGUGGCGCUGUGGUCUAAACCACUGAGCCUUGGGCUUGCCGAUCGGAAGGUUGGCGGUUUGAAUCCCCGCGACGGGGUGAGCUCCCGUUGCUCGGUCCCUGCUCCUGCCAACCUAGCAGUUCGAAAGCACGUCAAAGUGCAAGUAGAUAAAUAGGUACCACUCCGGUGGGAAGGUAAACGGCGUUUCCGUGCGCUGCUCUGGUUCACCAGAAGUGACUUAGUCAUGCUGGCCACAUAACCUGCAAACUGUACGCUGGCUCCCUUGGCCAGUAAAGCGAGAUGAGCACCGCAACCCCAGAGUCAUCCGCGACUGGACCUAACGGUCAGGGAUCCCUUUACCUUUACCUUACUCAGGCCAGUAGGUAUACAUUUGCAGCUUAUAUUUCAGGCAGAGAUUUUUGUGCCCCCUCCAACUUUUCUCCAGCAGGUCCCUCAUACCCUGGCUGCUAUGGGGUAAAACCCAGAGUCCUGCCUGCUUCAACAAGCAAAAGGGGACUGUCAUUGAGGACCAGCUUUUCAGUCUGCCCCUGCAGCUAUGCCUUUGAAUAGCUGCACAAAAAGCAAGAAUUAGCCAGCAAAACAUUUCUCCUGUACAGAGGUGAACAUUAUCACAUGCAAAUUGCAAUAGAUCACACUAUUGGUGCUUUGUUUUUUAAAGACAUCGUUACAGGUGCUAGUUGCAAAGUUGGCAGCCUUAGACAGACACAAAUCUGGCAACCCUACAGUUGGGUUUCAUAACUGUAAGUGUUGAUUUGCAGCCACUUUAUAAAAAUUGAGGCUUUUUAUUUAUCUAGGUUUAUAACGGGCUCAUAAUUGCUGCCCUUUGCUGGGUUAGGAUUUUAUUUAUUUUUUUGCCAUUGAGAAGCAGGAUACUGAGGUUUGCAAAGGUUAUUAUUAUUAUUCCAGGGAUCUAGAACCUGGAUGUUGGGCAGGGAAGGACAGAGGAGAAGAGACUGACUUGCAGUCUUGGGAUGGGGCUGCAUUAGGUGUUCCCUCCCUUGCCUUUAUGUUACUUCAACUUGUUUGAUCUAAUUUAUAACUACAUGCACCAGGUUGCACAAACAGGGUCGUUUGUCAUUUUUGUUGGCUAUUUUCAUGCACUGCUAAUUGUUCCUUAAAACCAAGGAAUCUUUGCUGUUUUUACACACCCACACACAGACACACUCCUCUGCUAGAGUUGCCAGUCCUUUCCCUGGCAGACAUUCCAUGCCUUUAAAUAGCUCUUUGGCUUUUAGAAAUUUAGCAGGGGAAGCUUUUUUCCCAUGACUUCUUCUCCAGGCCUAGAAAAGUUUCCUCUGCGGAAAUGCUGCACAUCAGGCAGUUCUCCCUUAAAGGCCGAGGAUCACUGCCACCCAUGUAGAACUCGGUGCUCCCUCCCUCUUUCCUGCCCAAACAAAUGCCAUAGAUUUAUUCCUACAAUUGCCUUCUUUUCCUUGCAGGUGUCUUUUUUUUAAAAAAACAACAACAGAACAAUACUUUAUUUAGAAUUCAACAAUAACAAAGGGAAAACAGUAGUUGUUACCGUAUUUUUCACUCUAUAAGACACACCUCCUAAAAAGUAAGGGGAAAUAUGAGUGCGUCUUAUGGAGCGAAUGGCGCAGCACUGAGAGGUAGAGCUGUGCAGCGCCCCUUCAGCGAAGCGGGAGGAGAAAUGGAGCCCCUUCUGUUCCUCCUCCCACUUCGCUGAAGGGGCGCUGCGCAGCUCUCCCUCUCUGCGCAGCGCCUGUCCUGCAAAGCCGGAGGAGGAACAGAAGAGACUCCUUCUGUUCCUCCUCCCGCUUCGCUGAACGGGCGCUGCGCAGUUCUCCCUCUCAGAGAGGGAGGACUGCGCAGCACCCCUUCAGCAACGCGCCUGUCCUGGCUUCUGCCUUAGCCGUGCGCAGCCUCUUUGGGCAGGGGGAGCCUUCAUCCCACUGCCCUGAAGAGGCUUGGCGUGGUUAUCCCAGAAGCCAGAACAGCCACACGGUAUCCCAGAAGCCAGAUCCCUCUUGCUGUUCUGGCUUCGGGAUUCAGAAUAAUUUUUUCUUGUUUUCCUCCUCCCAAAACUAGGUACGCCUUAUGGUCUGGUGUGUCUUAUGGAGCGAAAAAUAUGGUACAUCAAAUCAUUACAAUUAACCAAUUACACGACAUCACUUUUAACUUACUGAGGUUUUCCUAUUACACUUUUAUCUCUUUAUCUUUUUCUUAACAUAUCAAAAGGAGAAAGACCAAGAAAGGAGACACAAAAAGGAAAAGAGAAGAAAAAGAAGAAGGAGGGGAGGAGUGAAGGGAAGGGGGGGAGGAAAAAGAAAACAAAGCAAAACAAACACAUUUGGCUUCCGAUUAGACUCAUUGUGUUAUUAUUUCUACAGUUUUUUCACACACAGUUCCAAGUUAUUGUAUUUCUUUCUUUGUUUUCAUCAGAUAUCGAAAAACAUAUUUGUUGCUUUCCUUGCAGGUGUCAGGUGCCUUGAGAAAUGCGUGGCAAGCAAGGUUUCAGCUAAUGCAGCUUUUCCAGAUUAGAGGAGCAGCGAUAGCAGAAAGUUUUGCUUCCUGCACACAUGCCAACCAUGCGGCUGCAGGCAUUGGAGUGCUUUCAGAAAACAUGGUUGCAAGCAGGGCCUUUGUUGCGUUGAUUGGUGGGAGCACUUGCAGUUUGCUUGUCUCCAUAUCCUAUCAUAUCAGGCAUCCAGAACCUACGGUCCUCCAGAUGUUUUGGCCUACAACUCCCAUGAUCCCUAGCUAAGAGGACCAGUGGUCAGGGAUGGUGGGAAUUGUAGUCUGAAACAUCUGGAGGGCCGAAGGUUGGGGAUUCCUGUCCUAUAUGUUGUUACGGGUUUUCUCUACCUGUGUUGUAACGCAUCUAAUACAGAAAUGUGUAACAUCCCGCCUCCCUAUAUAUAUGCACUUACAUUUAAUGCCUUGUUUGUAAAUAAAUAAGUAAAUAAAUUGCAGUUCCACACAAAUUAUGUUUCCAUUGCCUCAUCUGUGUGUACAGGCAACCCCUGAUUUGUGUGGGGGUCACGUGCCUGGUCAUCGUGUGUGAUGGCCACUUCCGAGUCAUCGCGAUGCAUGUGGGGGCGUCAAUUGGACAUGCAUAAAUCUGUCAUUCCCUCUAUGGAAAAAGGGAGGCAGCACAAUACCUACUGGUACUCAAAGUCUGUCAGCAAAAUCAGGCUGCUUGGCGCAGUUUCUUCCCGUUUAACCUCCGUCUUUUGUUUCAAGAUGGGAGCUCCAUUUUAGAACUCCCAAUGUGGAAGACAGAUUUCACAGGGAAGAGAAAAAUUAAUUUUAACUGCAGUUUCUGUUAGAGGUUUAUCUUGAAACGAGGCUUUGACAAAAUACCUCAAAGACUUGCAGAAUCAAAGCACUUGGAUGUCUCUUUGCAGACUGUCAGCUGGUGCUAAAAUAUUUUCACCAGCCAUUUCACAUUUCAUUUAAAUCAUCAAACAGCUCCAGUUCACAGUUGUACAUAAAGCCUAACACUUCCCUCUUGUUCCUUACUUUUGAUCAUGUAUUAGCCCUGGUUGUAUUGUCACGCAAAGUUUUCACCCGGUGUUGCUGUUUUUUUUAAUUGCCUGUCUCUCUAACUACCAGACAGUUGCUCUUUUGAAAUAGCGCAGGCUGCUCUUCUUUUCAUUCAUCUGCCCUGUUCUUUGCUAAGGCUGUUUGUGCUGAACAAUUCACUUCGAUUUUGCAAAGUGUUCCAAUAUGUUUUAGCUCCUAUUAUUGCUGAGAGAUAACCCUAAGGAUUGUUAUGAGUUUGAGAGUGGGGAGGAAGCAAGAUGUAUUUGAGAUCCUUCUAACCUCUGGAUGCAGCAAAUUCCAAAGGAAGAAUACAAUUACAAGAUAAUAAAUGAAUAAUCAUAGAAAGUUUUAAAAAGAAUGAGUGGUGUAAAAAAAUACAUGGUUUAUGUUGUUUAGUCGUUUAGUUGUGUCCGACUCUUUGUGACCCCAUGGACCAGAGCACGCCAGGCACUCCUGUCUUCCACUGCCUCACGCAGUUUGGUCAAACGCAUGCUGGUAGCUUCGAGAACACUGUCCAACCAUCUCGUCCUCCGUCGUCCCCUUCUCCUUUUGCCCUCCAUCUUUCCCAACAUCAGGGUCUUUUCUAGGGAGUCUUUUCUUCUCAUGAGGUGGCCAAAGUACUGGAGCCUCAGCUUCAGGAUCUGUCCUUCCAGUGAGCACUCAGGGCUGAUUUCCUUCAGAAUGGAUAGGUUUGAUCUUCUUGCAGUCCAUGGGACUCUCAAGAGUCUCCUCCAGCACCAUAAUUCAAAAGCAUCAAUUCUUCGGUGAUCAGCCUUCUUUAUGGUCCAGCUCUCACUUCCAUACUUCCAUACCAUACUACAUGGUUUAUAUUGGUACCAAAUAUUCAUGAAUGUUGCCAAAUAGACUCAUAUUUAGUGGUAAUGUGCCAAGCCAAACUCUAUUUUAAAGACAUUCUUCCCCUCUGCCAGGUUUAGGUCAGCUCAGCCAGAACUUGUGAUGUAGCAGAGUUUGUCUUUUCUGAAAAUGCAUCACAUAUGCAGGGGGCAUAAAUGCGAAAAGGAACGGCUUCAGGGUAAUCUCUCUCAAGGCACAGAGGAAUGAUGGCAAGCCAUGCAUGCAGAGAACCCAUGUUCCUUAUCAAAGUCACAAGGAUUUGACAGACAUAUAAAUAGAAACCCCCUUAAAAAAAAAAAGACUUGCAGAAAGCAAAAAAUGCUGAAUGACAGGCAGGCUGUGACUUUUGAUAGGUAAUCUUUCUCUCUCUCAAUGCAUGGCACCAGAGGGCGUCCAGCAUUGCUUGUGGUGAGAGCCGAUUCCUACAAAAUUGCUUUUAGAUGCUUUGUUUAUAUGCUAGAAUCAGCAUAACCUGCUUUGGCAAAUCCAGGAGGUAUGUGGGAGAUGAAGACAUCAAUGUAUUCAUCCAUAUCAGCUUGAAUGGGCACUACUAGCAUUCCUGGUGAAGGCAUGUGUUUCUUGAAUUUCUUCGGUAAUACAAAAUACCUGCUUUUUUAAAAAUGGAAAUAUUAAAAGUAUAUUCACUAAUAGUUAAUGUGGUACGUUGCUCCGUUAUGGGGAGAAGGGAAGUGUGUGUGUCUCUUUUUCCAAGUACAGUGGUACCUCGGGUUAAGUACUUAAUUCGAUCCGGAGGUCCAUUCUUAACCUGAAACUGUUCUUAAUCUGAAGCACCACUUUAGCUAAUGGGGCCUCCUGUUGCCGCCAGGCCACCGGAGCACGAUUUCUGUUCUCAUCCUGAAGCAAAGUUCUUAACCUGAAGCACUAUUUCUGGGUUAGCGGAGUCUGUAACCUGAAGCAUAUGUAACCUGAAGCAUAUGUAACCCGAGGUACCACUGUGCUUGCAAAGUGAUGUAAAAAUUCAGCUCUUUAAGAAAUGAAGCUUUUCUCCCAAUGGGAAAAAAGUGGUGGUACGUUAAGAAAAUGGAGAUAACAACACAGUAAGCCACAUUUCGUCCACAGGGGCAUCUGAUAACUUAGGCCUGGUUUCGACAAGCCUCAGAUCAUGUGAUAAAAGCUGUUCCUGGCUCUGUUAUUUGGACCAGCAACAGAGGAUUUGCAUGUUUGAAUGUUUGCGGGGGGGUGGAAAUGUUAGGAUAUUUCCGUUCCACCUUAAAAGGGAGCAGGCUGUGAGUCACAGAGUCUGCGUAUUUCCUGUUCACAGGAUGUUUAUGUUUUAUGUUGCUUUCGUUUUCUCUCUCUGUGUCGUAGACACUAAAGCAGGCAGUCAUGUUUUUCUGUGUUCUGAUCAACGCUGAAUAAACUUGUAAAUAAUGAUCUCCUGAGUGCAACUUUUGGCUGUGCAUUAUCUGCUGAUAGAGUGUGCAUGAGCUCUGGAAUGUGGCAAGAUAUUUUCUAGAAACUCAUGUUGCUGCGUGCCUACAGGAGGUCGAUGGAUCGUCCGGCAGACGGCUUGGGGGCCUUGAUGGACUUUAUCUCCCUGGCAGUAUCCCAACAGGAAUAGCGUGUCAGAGUGAAUGCUAGGCUGGAACCCUGUUCCUCGACGUCCAGUUCUUUAUGAGUAGAGAGUUUCUUUAAAUACAGGAAGAUUCAAUCAUGCUGCUGCUCCCUCCUGCAGUCUUUCGAUAGCUCUGUCGGUAGAGUGUGAGAUUCUUCACCUCAGAGUUGUGUGUUCAAGUCCCGCAUUGGGCAAAAGAUUCCUGCAUUGCUGGGGUUGGACAAAAUGACCCUCGUGGUCCCUUCCAACUCUUAUGAUUCUGUUAUCUGUGGAGAAGGUGCUGCCCAUGUGAUUUGCUCUUUGCCCACGUGACCUGUCAUCAGCACUGUAUUCGCCAGUUAGGGCCAAACCGAGAUGUAGAUGCAGCAUAUCCAGAUGUUUUAAAGCCUGGAUUUGCCCAAACUGCAUAUAAAGGGGUGGAGGGAAUAUGGUUUUUAAAAGCAAAAGUGUUACGUGGGCAGAGACCGCUGAAGGUGGCAGUGCAUCUACCCAGACUCAGUUCCCCCCCUCCUUUACUUGAGCUAUGCAACGGAAAGUUCUUGGGCAAAUGCGUCUAAGAACGGCAGGGGUCAGCAAACCUUUUCAGCAGGGGGCCGGUCCACUGUCCCUCAGACCUUGUGGUGGGCCGGAGUAUAUUUUGGAAAAAAAUAAUAAACAAAUUCCUAUGCCCCACAACUAACCCAGAGAUGCAUUUUAAAUAAAAGCACACAUUCUACUCAUGUAAAAACACCAGGCAGGCCCCACAAAUAACCCAGAGAUGCAUUUUAAAUAAAAGGACAUUCUACUCAUGUAAAAACACGCUGAUUCCCGGAACGUCUGCGGGCCAGAUUUAGAAGGCGAUUGGGCUGGAUCCAGCCUCCAGGCCUUAGUUUGCCUACCUAUGACCUAUGGCAGCAGAGAAGGUGUACGUAACCAGCAACACGGACAAAUGUUGCACUGUUUGCCAUCACCAGCAAUAGGAAACAAGUCAUUGAAUCAUAAACCCUGAGUAUCAUCUGGUCCAAUUCCCAUCACCCUUGACCAUCACUAGCUAGGGAUGAUGGGAGUUGUAGUCCAAAAACAGCUGGAGGACCAAGUUUUGGAAGCCCUGAUUUAGUCCAACCCCCCUGCAAUGCAAGAACAUGCAGCUGUCCCAUACAGGGAUCGAACCUGCGACCUUCGCAUUAUGAGUACCACACUCUAACCAGCUGAGCUAUUUCCUCAAUCCUCAAAGGUAUGAAUUGAGGGCUGAGGUGGGCAGAGAACAGCGAUUGCUUCUGAAGUUCAGAUUAUGCCCAGGGGGACAGAUCCAGAGCCUUGAGAUUUCAGCAUUAAGAGUUAACUUUGGGUCUUUCCUGAAAGCAGCGUGCACAGCCUAGUUCCAUUUCCACCUAAUGUAUUCAGUGCCAGCGGACAGUUGCCCUUUCUUCCCAUUCAAAAGCGGCUCGCUAUUCAGAAAACCUGCAACAGCUCAUUUAGCUCUUUAGUUACCAGCCUCAUAAAGCCUGAGGUAUAAAAGGGUGACCCUUCAGACACGAAUAAUGGUGGUUCCAUGACUCGACACUUUUUGUGCCUCUGUUUUAGUUUAGUAAUCUAGAUAAGGUUUGGUCCUCCAACUAGUUCCUCUGUUAGAUAUUUGGCUCACAGUAUUCUAACGUUCCCCCUGCUGCCCUUCUCGUGGGAUAGGCAAUACAGACAAAAGAGACAUUGUUGUGCUGGACUUUGCAUUAGCUGUCUUGACAACAGUUGGCCUCUGCACACAGUUUUCGCUUUUUAUCCUUUUAUUGUCGUCCGGUGCCAAGAAGAACAUGGAUUUUACUUUGCUUAAAAAUAAAAAAUAUUAUGGCAAGUUCCUUUGGAAAAAAUCUGAGAUACAGUACAACUUUCUAUUUAUAUAUCCCCCCCAUACCAACCAUGAAAAUAAUUCAAUUCCUUUUUUUAAAAAAAGAACCAGAAAGAUGUAUAUGAUAAAAUGAGUGCUCAUUACUAAACUCUUGGCAACAAAUUUCAGCGCAAAAAGAAAGGACAGAGUUGACAAGAUUUUUGGCAGUUUGCUAAACAGGACCAGGGUAAAUUGCUUUUUAAAGUGAUUUUGGGUGGCUUUUUGUCAUUUUAGCUGGAAUCCCUCCCCUCCCCUGUGUAAAAUACUUAGCUUGAUGUACUUUAUCAGUUUAAUAUAUUAUUUUAGUGUUGCAUGAGAAAUGCAUUUUCAGUUUUAAGUACAGCUAGAAUGGCUGCCAUCCAAAUAAUGAAUUAGUGAAGCAAAAUGCCAAAUUUCCUUUCAUACUGGAGAAGCUCUGUGCAUUAUAUCAUUAAAAGAGAAUCCUAUAUUGCAGUGAUUCCCAUUUAACUAAGGAAGGCAGACCCCCUGUUUUUCAAAAGCCAAAGCAUGGACCUCCUACUUUGGAAAAUUUUGAUAUCUCUAUGGUAUUUUUUGUUAUUUGAAUGGUGCCACAGACCCCCUGGGUGGGAGCUUCUGGGGUCUGUGGACCACCAGUUGGGAACCACUGCUGGUAUGUUUAUGACUUAAGGCAACAUGGCUUUUGUGAACUGCUAUUUUUUUCUGGCGGUAUGGCCACCACUUGGGAUGAUUCCUAAACCGCUUCCAGAUUUAAACUCAACUCCUUCAGCACUCCAGUUCAGCUGUACUGUAUACUUUGAGCAAGAGAAUAAAUCUGUAGGGUCAACUAGUGUGCUCCUUCGUUCUACAUACAAAGUAGACCUUAGUUGUGCUGCUGUGCCAGAGAUAAGUAAAUGUCCUUUCUGGGAGCUUCAUAUUUAGCCACAGUAUGUUUUAGGUCUGUUAAGGGAAGAAACAAUGCUGUCCAGGGUUGUAAAGACUGUGGAGAGAAUAAUUGGGUGCACUCUUCCCACCUUGGAUCAAAUCUGUGAACAUGGGCAGAUAAACACAGGUUGAGUUAUUAAGGGGCAUGUGCUAAAUCAGUAGCCAAGUGUUAUAAUCCAUUAGAGCAGCUUAGAAAGCUAAUUUCCUGGAUUCUGAAUCACAAAAGGAGACUCUGUGAGUACAGGGUGCUCCUAACUUCAGAAGUUCACCACCCAGUUUGCGGAGCAGGGUGGUGAAAGAAGGGAACGUUCUCCUUUUCAAGAUGGUACUCGUGUAGCGGGCUGUAACGCCUGCAGAGGCCUAAUCAAAUCGCCCGGUGCCAAAACUCAGAUGCCCUUGACCUAAACACUUGUGACCAACGCCACUUAGGGUCACAGGAAUUUGCCACAACUCCCUCUUGUUUCACCUUUUGAGCUUUCCUUCAUAGUUAGAUUUGGCCAGUGUCGGAAGCAACUGCAUAAGUCAUUCCUUCCACCCAAACGGACUCGCGCUUCCAGAACCGCAGCCUUCCCCGCCAUCCCAUGACUGUGCCAAAUGGCUUUUAAAAAUGAGCGAAGCUUCAAAAGCAAUUUAUGAUAUAGCCCAGACGGAGGUUGCUCUAAGUAUGACUGACAACUGAAGAGUAGCUUCUUGGAUCCUGGCCGUUUCACGUGCUCUCCCUUUUCUGCUCACAUUUCUGGUGCAGUUGUGAUGAAUGUGCCACUCGUUGCUACUUUGUCGUAGUUAGACGGAGCCAUUUCUUUUAACGCAGAGAGGGCCGCUAUAACAAUAGUUUUCUAUGAGGGCAAGCGUAACCUUGCCUACACAGGUCAAGCGGUUGUUUGUUUUCUUUAAACUGCCUCUAAAGGGAAGGAAGAGCUCUAUCAUAGGAAUGUGGUGAAAGCUAAAGUACAUUUUAAUUGUGUUCUGUGGUCGGGAAUGGGCAAAUUUAGAACUGUACGCAGCAGGUCUCCCACUGAUAAAAAAACCCCGGGACUUGGAUGGGUGGUAUCGGGACAAUGCACAGCUAACUUCAUUUCCGAUUAUGCAAGGUCUUUUGAGAACCAUCAGUCCUUUGGUUUUGUUUGUUAGGAAGCUUGACUAAUCAUGGCGGCAUGGUGCCGCAGCCACAGCCACUUCCUGAAAUAGUAUGGACUUAAAAGUAAAGGUAAAGGGACCCCUGACCAUUAGGUCCAGUCGUGGACGACUCUGGGGUUGCGGCGCUCAUCUUGUUUUAUUGGCCGAGGGAACCAGCAUACAGCUUCUGGGUCAUGUGGCCAGCAUAACUAAGCCGCUUCUGGCGAACCAGAGCAGCGCACGGAAACACCGUUUACCUAUUUAUCUACUUGCACUUUGACAUGCUUUCGAACUGUUAGGUUGGCAGGAGUAGUAUGGACUUAAUUUCUAGUAAUUAAUUCCGUUUGGGUGUCAAGCAAAUACUAACGUGGGACGUUGCUACUCAUGGCUUUGAAAGUCCUGACCUGUAAAACCCUAAAAAUUGCCAGAUGCAUUGAGAAGAAUAGAUCACAUUGCUGAUUUGAUCCUCGUUUGGAAGGUUUCGUCAAGUCACGGUUCACAGGUUUAGAUGUAAAGGCGUUUCCGUUGUUUUAUUCUUUGUGUAAACUGUCCUGGGAAUACAACUGAAGGAUGGUAACAGAAAUACUUACAAUGCAUAACACAGUAUACGAAGCUGAAAGCAGAGAGGGAAUGUGGAGACGCAGGGCUUGUUCCAGAUCGCCCAAACCAGGACAUCUGAAUCUCACCAAUGGGACUUAAGCCAACUUGCAACUGAGAUUGGUUCCAUUGAUUUUGGUGAGACACUAUAGCUCAGAGCCAGCUAUGUUUGCACAGUGGACAUAAGUCCUAUUGAAUUCAUUUGGACUUACUCCCAGGUCAGUAGGGUUAGAACUGCAGCCUUAGUCAUGACUGACGACUUUUGAUGUGUUGGUGACUCACACUAAUGUUUUUGCAUCAAGAAACCCUGUGCAAGUACUUCUGCCUGCACAGCAAGGACCCCCCCUCCAUAUUGGCUCAAGGGGCUGUCAGGAGAACCCCAGAACAGCAGGGGGAGGGGGUAUUAUUAUUAUUAUUAUUAUUAUUAUUAUUAUUAUUAUUCACAUCUGACAAGCUGGAAUGCUUGCACAAGUAGAACUGUUGGAAAAGCGCAAUGUUGAAUUCCACCCAGAACCACUUUUAAGAGCAUUUUUCUACAAGGCUCCUCUUCAAGGCUGAGAUGUGCUAUUCCAAAAUGUUUGAUCCCAGCGAGCAACUAGCCCAGCCCAGCCCAGCUAGAUAAUAUAACACAGGGGUCAGCAACCUUUUCCAGCUGUGGGCCGGUCCACCGUCCCUCAGACCAUGUGGUGGGCCGGACUAUAUUUUGAAAAUAAUAAUAAAAAUGAACGAAUUCCUCUGCCCCACAAAUAACCCGGAGAUGCAUUUUAAACAAAAGGACACAUUCUACUCAUGUAAAAACAUGCUGAUUCCAGGACCAUUCAUGGGCUGGAUUUAGAAGGCAGUUGGGCCGCAUCCGGCCCACAGGCCUUAGGUUGCCGACCCGUGGUAUAACAGACCAAGGGUGUGGGGCUGUUCCUUCGGAGGCCUACAUUUCAGUUCACUAUUUGCAGUUACAGUGGUACCUCGGGUUAAGUACUUAAUUCAUUCCGGAGGUCUGUUCUUAACCUGAAACUGUUCUUAACCUGAAGCACCACUUUAGCUAAUGGGGCCUCCCGCUGCCACCACACCGCUGCUGCACGAUUUCUAUUCUCAUCCUGAAGCAAAGUUCUUAACCCGAGGUACUAUUUCUGAGUUAGUGGAGUCUGUAACCUGAAGCGUCUGUAACCUGAAGUGUUUGUAACCCGAGGUACCACUGUAUUCCUAUUCUCCCCACCUCGACCUCCACCAAAGGCAUGGAUUGCCCUCUUAAGUAUUUUCUGCUUUCAUUUUCUUACUAUCUGAGGACUGCAUUUGGUUAGUACAAGUGUUGUCAUAGGAUCAUAGGCCUGUAGAGUUGGGAGGAUCAUCUAACCUUUCCAACCUCCUGCAAUGUAGGGGAUUGAACCUGCAACCUUGGUAUUAUCGGCACCGACCUCUAACCCACUGAGCUAUCCAAGCUCUGGAAAUAUACAUUCUGCUCAAGCGCUGACCUCUUUGGUACGCAUUUGCAGUAGCACGUGAAACAACAACAAAAACAACCUCCCCUGGAAAAAGGAGAAAGUUUAUGACUUAUUAAGAUUUAAUCUGUUACUGGAAAUGUCCGAAAACAGGUUGGAAGUCCUAAUUUAAGCAUUCUGAUGUAAUUUAGGGUGUAGAGUUUUAAAAUAGGAAAACCCGAGGUAGUGCCCUCUUAGAACCCAGAUCCUAUUUUUGUAUCUGAGAUGGUAAUUCUGGACUAUAAGGCUGCCCUUAAGGAAAGAGCGGUCAUUAAAGUAAAUAGGAAAGGACAAUAAUGAAAGAGACUGACCCAGAAAAAGAUUCACUGUUGGAACAGUGGUAUUGCUUUAAAUAGACAUGUAUGUCCCAGGAGCUGAUUUUCUUUUACCACAUGACUCAACUGGGCUACUGUGGAGGGAUCUUCAUCUAUGAUCGUCCCAGAAGCUUGAACAGAGGGCAGGGCCCUGUGGGUUUUGAACUGGUUUGAUCUCUGUCAGCAGAAGUUCAGUUUUGAGAUUCCUACCUUCUAAAAUAUCCAGCAAACACUCUCUUUUGGAAACUUUAGAACAAGCUUCUUCCUCUUUAAUCACAGUCUCUUUAAUAAUAACUUGAUUUUUCCAGCGAAGCUUUUUAUAAGAAUUUAUUUGAAGCGUUUACUUUUUGGGCAUGAGGAAAAAGCAGGUCUUCUAAGCGUAUCCCAAGAACUCUUUGAGAGAACAGUUUGCAGAGCAAAACCCGAUUCAAGCAUUCCUUUUGCUGUUUUUAACCACCAUAGUUAAAUGGAUCAUGUUACUGCAAGGAUAAAGAUUAUUGCAAGAAUACAAAAUGCUUAUUUAUAAAAAUGGUGUCAAGGGAAAGGGGGUGUCUGCACUUUUCAUUUAAUUUUAAAUUUACAGUAUAUACUGUUUUUGAUCAUCACUGUACACAAGACAGUUUUUCAAUUGAUAAAUGAGUAUGCAUUAGAUUUGUUAAGUAUUCUGCAGGGCAGUAUUCUGAAUUGGCAAAUCCCCCCAAAUUUUACCCAAGUCCUGCUUUGGGUAUACAGUGGUACCUUGGGUUAAGUACUUAAUUCGUUCCGGAGGUCCGUACUUAACCUGAAACUGUUCUUAACCUGAAGCACCACUUUAGCUAAUGGGGCCUCCUGCUGCUGCCGCGCCGCCGGAGCACGAUUUCUGUUCUCAUCCUGAAGCAAAGUUCUUAACCUGAAGCACUAUUUCUGGGUUAGCAGAGUCUGUAACCUGAAGCGUAUGUAACCUGAAGCGUAUGUAACCCGAGGUAGCACUGUACUUCAGUAGCAGUGAUGUGCCUUUCUCUUACUUUCUUCUCCUUUCCUUGCCAGUUUCAGAGCCAAAUCACAUGAGCCUUUGUGCACAUGGCAUGUGCUGGUGGUUGUCAUUUCCUUCCUUCCUUCCUUCCUUUUGGCCAAUUCAAGCUAAUUUCAAUCCACACUGCUCUAUGCCAGAAGGGUCACGCAACUGCCACACACUGAAGUUUCACAGCUAGACUCAUAGGACAUAUUCACACAACCCUGCUUCGUGCAGGCAAAGCCAAUCCAAGCAGAAUGAACAGUGCGGCUGUUGAGCACAGACGGAUUUGUUAGAACGGGUCCCUUAAUCCUGCGAGGAAGCUAAAGCCUUUCCUUCCCGGUUGCAUUGUGUGGCUUUGCGCAGGUCGACUCUGUAGUACUGUACCUCCUCUCCUACAAUCCCUUUUGUGUCGUGUCUUUUAGAUUGUAAGCCUAAGGGCAGGAACUACGUUUGUAAGCUGCUCCAGAAGCUCUCUUUAGCUGAAGGUUGAGAUUUCUUUUAAAAAGCUUUAAAUAAGUCUUUAGUGCAGCUUGCACCUUGAUAAGUGUGUUUAGGAGGAUUGCAGUCUUAUGGAGGAGUCCCAUGCAUGGUUACUCACAGGUAAAACUUAUCCACACUUAAUUUUUGCCCCGCCCCGUUCUUUUUUUGCCUCAAGCUUUCCUCGCAAAAACCUGCUCUUUAAAGCUGAAUUGGUACAAAUGUCGGCUCGAGUUUCUCCGUGGAUUGAUGUUUGCUCCAAUUGAGCUUUAAAGAGCAGGUUUUUGCAGGAAACGCAAAACAACAACCUCAGGCACUCAGACACGAGAGCUUUAAAUCGGCAACUGUGCCAGGAAAGAUCAGAGGAAAGGCAAGUGUUGAGCUGAACAGCCCCCUGUUGAGCUGAACGGGACUUAGUGCUAUGUAAAUGUGGACAGAAUUGGCUGGAAUUUGUAGGCACUAAGCUUUUUACAGAGCAGGAAAAAGCACUGAAAUCCUCAGCUUUGAAAGUUUGCAAGCAAACCGGAGGUUUGUUUUUGGUCUGGCUUUUUCCCCCAGCCCUUAAUGCCUUGUUUCUUUCUUGCAUGAUGGAAUCCUCACAAGGUAAAAGUAAUAAAGCAGUUUCUCUCUUCUGAUAACCACUCACGGCUAGCAGCUUCUCCUCAAGCAGGGACAUGUUGGGUGUCACAUCAGGACAUGGCUGAAGGAGGAUUUUGUUUGAUGUUCUACCAAAACCACUUCACUGCUUGGAAUGUGCAGUUCUGAGAGGCACAAGCAGAUGCUUUGUAAUGAGCACUAGGAUUUAUUCAAGACGUCUCUAUGUUUGAGCCCUUCACGGAGCCCUGAAUAUUAUUAACACCGACAUAGGUAGGCUCGCAAAGGUAAAAUAGCCCGAAAGGAAAAUUCCUCCCAGAAUAGUUUCCUGGCAGGACAACCUGUACUCCUUCGUGGAGUAUGGUCAGCACAAUAUGGCAUGUGUUGUCUACUGCCUGGUGCAUGCAGUCACAGAUGCCAGCGGGCACACAAUCCAUUGGGAGGUUUUCCAGCAAAAGCCCCAUUGUAGUGAAUGGAAGCUGUGCAAGAUUCCACGGCGGACAAAAAGAUGGCAGGCAUUAUUUCUGGGUAAAGUGAAAGUCUGUAAUAGCAUUUUCACAGCUUCUGCCCAAUCACCUGUAGGUAAGGUAAAAGGUAAAGGACACCUGGACGGUUAAGUCCAGUCAAAGGCUAUUAUGGGGUUGCGGCGCUCAUCUCACUUUCAGGCCGAGGGAGCCGGUGUUUGUCCACAAACAGCAUUCUGGGUCAUGUGGCCAGCAUGACUAAACAAUUUCUGGUGCAAUGGAACACCGUGACAGAAACCAGAGUGCACGCAAACACCGUUUACAUUCCUGCCACAGCAGUACCUGUUUAUCUACUUGCACUGGUAUGCUUUCAGACUGCUAGGUUGGCAGGAGCUGGGACAGAGCAACGGGAGCUCACUCCGUUGCGGGGAUUCGAACCGCUGACCUUCUGAUUGGCAAGCCCAAGAGGCUCAGUGGUUUAGACCACAGGCUCUAACAAUAACUCUUCCCCACCAAGGGAGAGGUGCUCCCUCUUCCCCCUCAACCUCCUAUGGUUGGAGGCCUGCAUUUACUUGGAGGCAACCCAAUCCCUCCCUCCCCCCCAUGCACCUUAUAACUUAGUCACAAUCUGGAAGUUAAAAAUAAAACUUGCAGUUCUGAGCAUGCUUACUUGAAAAUUAAUUCCAUCAAAAUCAAUAGGACUGGUGUUUUCAGAAGAAUGUUUAGCAUAGUAUAAGAGAAGUGUAUUAUUAUUUCUCUUUCUGAAAUCUGAUAGGAGGAAGGAAGCUUGUCCUGUCCCUUAGCACUUUGCUUCUCUGUGCUGUGUUCCGCCACACAAGUUAUUUGUGUUCUCAUUGCUGGCCAUGCCAGCCAUCAGUUCCUUGACAAGUUGGGAGAGCCAAACCGUCAUGGAUCCCUGCGUGCCCAGCUUGAUGUGGCAUUGUAGUAUCUACUUAGUUGGUUUAUGCAAUGGCCAUAUGGUACACGGUUGCAUAGACAAGCAGGCUGCCCAUAAAUCACCCCUCUUCAAUUUGUGCAACUUCACUGGGAGCAGUGGCUUAUGAUGGGAAGCGUGGAAAGUAUUGCUGGCUCUAGUAUCUUGAGAUACAUUCAAUUCUUCAUUCAGUUUUUAUGUCCAAGCUUUCAAGUUGUGAGUUAUAGUACAUGUUUAUGCACACCAUCCAACAUUUCUCUGAUCAAAAUAGGGGUGUCCUAUUCCAUACCCUCCAACACUUCUCUGAUGAACAUAGGGAUAUCCUACCACACCCUCGAACAUUUCUGUGAUGAAAAUAGGAAAAGCGGGACAUUAUGGGAUCAAAUCAGAAAUCGGGACAACUUCUGUAAAUCUGGGGCUGUCUCUGGAAAAUAGGGACACUUGGAGGGUCUGAUUUAUGUAAAAGGACAAAUGUUUGGUGUCUUUUUGUGUAUCUCUCGCUUGCUGUCCACCCACUCUGGGCCCAAUUUCCACUCAUUACCUUUGAAAACUCUUAAUGGCUUUGGACCCUGGUACUUAGAGAACUGUCCCCAGGUGGUAGAAUCUUCAUCAGAUUGUUCUGUAUCCUCUUGCCCUCUGAAGGUGGGUGGGUGGUGACCAGAGCGAAACUUUUAAGUAGUGUUGCUUGCUUAAGAAGCGCAGAACCAUCUGUAAGGGGAACACAAAUUUGUUUUAGCUCCAACUGAAACGGAAAGUUAAUUUCUAAAUCUGGCAUUCCUCUUCCUUAAUUUGCUUAGCUCGCUAGAAUUGCUAAACCACUUUCAGAGAAGCAGCUGAAACAUGGAGGGAAUUAAUCAGUUUACUAACUCAGAAGUUAAUUUUCGGUUUCUGCUUGAGACGGACAUGGCAGCAAUAACUAUCUUCUAGUUAAGAUGCUUCCCUCACCCCCCCCCUUUGCUUUUUAACAUUUAGUUUUAAAUAAGCGGACCAUAAAAAAUUCACGAAAUGCUUCCUCAGUUACAAAGUACGUUGUAAUUUUCAUUGGUAUAUUAGUAACAGACGCAUUUUCGUAUUUUUCGAGUAAUUGCCAAAGGGGGCAGAAAUUGCCUGGCCAAAAUUAGAGUUUGCCUUGCAAUUCUCACCUGUGGUACCAACAACCUUCCACCUGGAAGGAAGGUCCAACUCACAUGCCUUUUGUCCCGAAGAAGGAAGACUCUUAUGCAUUACAGCUGGGAGUAUUUUUUUUUCAGUGGCUCCCUCACAUUGUCUGCCACAUGGUAAAAUGUUAAGGCUCUGCCAUGUUUCAUUGCUAUUAUGGGUGGACUUGGACAUACUGGAACGAUAAUUUACCACAGUGAAAUAGCCCUCAGGAAGCUUGUGGGAUGUUUAUGUUGCUUCCAUCUUUUGUAAUCUGUGCCUCAUGAUAUUAUUUUUAUCGUUUCUCUGGGACGGUGCUCCUGUUCUUAACACAGGUUAACAUUUUGCUGAAUGGGACUCGCUCCCAGUUAAGUUUGUCCAGCUAUCCCACAUGCACCCUCAUUGGAGCAGCCUAGGUUGACUUGAUUCAACACACACACACACACACUUCAUAAUCUUUCCCCUUAGGAACAACGUUUCCUCAUUCAACCUCCCAAAUAAUAUAUAUGCAGGCCUCUGUUGAUCACCUGGCUUGGGGAUUAAUAUGCGGCAGCUGCAUAUGACGGGACUCUUCAACAUCAUAAGGCUCUGAAACUAUUCGGCCAAUUUGCACAGUGUUACCAAACAGCAUCAUGUCUGGGUAAGGGUAGUCCAUUGCUUUUGGACCUAGGACACUUCUAAGGCAGGUCCAAAAACUACAGCUCCCAUCAGCCACAGCAGAUGUAGCCAGUGGCCAGGGAUGUUGGGAGUGUUAGUACAACUACAUCUGAAGGGCCAGCGCUUCCCCACACUCGCUCAAAGGCAAUCCGGUGCCCCUCCAGAUGUUUUGGAUGCCAACUCCUAUUGGCUUAGCCAGCAUAGCCAAUGGGAGUUAGAAGAAUAGAACUGGACCCUAGUUGGACUAGGGUCAUCUGGUCCAACACCCUGCAAUGUAGGAAUCUUUUGCUCCACGUGGGGCUCGUACCCACAACCCUGAGAUUAAGAAUCUUAUGCUCACCUAACUGAACUAUCCAGUGAGACUUCAUAGUUGUAUAGUCCAAAACAUCUGGAGGGCACCAGAUUGAGGAGGGCUGUUCUAAGGCACUCGGAUCCAAUUAAAAAAUCAUUACAAUGGAGCUGUGCUCCUUGCCCCUUUUGAAACAUCUUUGGGAAGGGGAAGCUUGUAGCAAAAAAGGGAACAGAAUGGGAAGAGGCUAGGGUUUUUCAUUAAUGGACUAUUUUCUCUUGACACCAUCCUAAGCUGUCUCCCCGCUCCCCGCCCUGCAGGGUUCCCGACUCAUAUUUAACGAGGGUUCCUUUUCAAGGGAGAAACAUUUACUGGACUGGCAUUACUCAUGAUGUGUAGUUUUGCUCAGCGUGUGAGUUAUUUGCAGUUGAGCUAAUGGCAGCCAGAGUGCCUGUGAUGUCAUGCUGCUUUGCAGCCGCAGGUGACACCAGAGUAGAUUGGCCAGUGUACCAAGAGGGCAGAUAGCGAGGGCAGAGUUGGAGGAUGAGGCUGCAAGAGAGAUGAGGUCAGCAGAGAGAGAAUAGAUAUUAUGGGAUGGUGGAUAUUAUACUGAUGGUUUUUUUUUUUUUUUUGAAAAAAAAUACAAUUAAUUAAUGGUACAAAUCAAUGUUGUCUUGCUUGCUUCUGCAUGAGGCCUAGCCUCUUCAAAAGCUUCUCUCAGAGAUGAUGUCUCUCCUGUGUACCAUCCCUGACAAUAACAGAAGAGAUGGACACCCUUUUCUUCCCUGGACGGACUCUGCGCCUUUAACGGUUCUGUGGCCUGCACACAGCCUGGCCCUAUAGCACUUCCCAACAGGAAAUAACACAACCCUGGAUUUCAAAAUAUUAAGUGUUCUACUCCCACUUGGCUCCCGACAAGUAAACAGGCCUCUUUGUUCUCUGCUUCGCACCAACCAAGUGCCUGCGUUUUUCUCACCCACAGACAACAGACUUCCUCUCUAAGGGCAGCUUGUUGUGUUGUGUUUUGUAAUUGGAUAGGGAGCAGAGCAAGUAGAAAACGCACUUGCCUCCACAUCACUUGUGAGAGUGCACAUAUGUAUAAACAACCACUUUCUCCUUUAAAAUCCACAGGCUUGGCAACUGGGGAAGGCUCUUCUCUGCUACUUGUGUGUAUCUUGAGAGGAAAAUAGUACAGUUGAGCCACCCUGGCAUAUUGAAAACAGAGGAGCGCCUUGAGUAGUCACAGAUGAAAUGGCAUCUCUUGAUGUUGUUGUUUUUGUAAUGCAGCAGUAAGUGGUACACCCAAUGCAUCACAAUGCUUAAAAAUGUACUGGUAAGCAAAUUUCAUUCCCGCAUAAACUCAGGUAGUUCAGUGUCUCUCAGUUUGGAAGCAAAACAUGGAACCAUCUAAAAAUAAAGUGGUUUCUACAUAUUCCAGGAAAUCUCUAAGAGACACAUUUGUAUGAACGUUUUUUUAAAACCAGCCCUGGGUUGAUUGGUGGGGGGGAGGGGAGUGAAUCCCAGUAAACCAAAACCAACAAAAAGUGUGGUUUAAUAUACACACAAAUAUCUCUACCCUCCUCCUUCUGCCUGGUUCACACAGUCUUGCACACCCUUAGAACUUCACACAAGGAAAAUAUUUUGUUCUGAGGUCCACUAUAUCUCUGUAACAACAUAAUUUAGAGUUAAUAUCCUGUUCAGUACCUUUUUCUAUCCCCUCGCCGCGAGCAAAGUUCAUGCCGUGGAUUUUCAGAAGAAAUGAUCUGGGACGCCCACCCCAAUAUAUGAUUGCUUGAACUUUUCUUGCUUUUCUCUCUCUCAUCCAAUUCUUGCCAUUUCAGUGUUAGCUUUGCCCGAUACUGCUUUGUGGCAAAGAACUGAAAUAUUUUGUUUGUUUGUUUCCUUGGAGACCUGAAGGCCAAACUAUAAAGCAAUUUUUCGUAACCGUUGGAGGGCUUCAAGUCCGCAAAUCGAUAGUUACAGGAAAAUGCAGCCUUUUGAGCUGAGAUAUGAAUUACGAAAAAGGCUAAAACUGUAGCUCAAUAUAGGGAUGAAUCUAUGUAAUUACAGUGGUACCUUGGGUUAAGUACUUAAUUUGUUCCGGAGGUCCGUUCUUAACCUGAAACUGUUAUUAACCUGAAGCACCACUUUAGCUAAUGGGGCCUCCUGCUGCCACUGGGCCACCGCAGCACGAUUUCUGUUCUCAUCCUGAAGCAAAGUUCUUAACCUGAAGCACUAUUUCUAGGUUAGUGGAGUCUGUAACCUGAAGCGUAUGUAACCUGAAGCGUAUGUAACCUGAAGCGUAUGUAACCUGAGGUACCACUGUACAUUGUUCGUUAGACUGGUGGGAGUUCAUGGGCUUUUAUCCCUUUUAGUAUUAAGGUGCAGGUGUGUGUUUGGGCAUUUAAAAGAAUGGGGGAGCUGUAUGUUAUGGAUUAUGUAGCCUGUGGCAGAAAGCUCAUGCUCUGUUGCUCUGCUCCCCACCUCAGUAGAACAGAACUAAAAACACACACCAAGGCUCAGGAUUCACUAGCAUGGCACAGUCCGAAGCUUGGACUCAGCUUACAGUACAUUUGCCAGCAAGGCUGGCCAUUGCUGAAUAUAAACAUCCUCUUUGGCCUGUGCAUAUGAGUUAUGUGAUAAUAGAAAACCAUUUCUCCUCAACAAGAUUAUGUCUUAAGUGUGCACUCUAUGCAUCAUUACACUCUGCAGUUUGAAACGGGAAUAGUGAUUGAGCCCAUUAGCGCUGCGAUGGAAGUGACGAAUAGCCUGAUGCGGUAAACUGACCUGUGGCGCCAACACUGUGGGCAGAACACCCAGUCAAGUAGGGUGGCCAUGUCUGUCCCUUUCCUAUGCACAUUUCCCAUUUGGGAGGGAAAAAUAAGGCUAUGCUCAGUGUUAGGGUACCAAGGGGUUGCUUGAGAGCAAGCAGGCAAAUGCCUCCCUGCUCGGCUGUGAAGCCUUGCUUUUGAUGCCAAAAUAAACUUUUUCUGUGCUGAGCGCCACUCUCCCGUGGCUGGCUCAUUCACUGGCAGAAUCUGAGAGUGGGCGGUCCUUAAACCUUCCCCAGCAGAGUAGUUUCUUGAUGCCCAAUCUGCUCCUCCCCUCUCGGCGUGGAAGCCUACUGCGCAGGGAGGGCGUGGGUAACGGAGGACCUCUCUCCUCCCUGCUUUGCCCAGGCAAGGUGUCCUGGCACCGCCUCGCCGCCUCCGAGCCCUGAAGCUCCUCUCCACUGGAGGCGUGGUUACUCUCCUCCGCGGAGGAGGAGCUGCUUCCCACGAUCUUUGGGGGCUCUCUGUAAUCCAUCCGGCUUUUCCCCUCUCGCCCCUGAGCCGAUGGCAGUUCCCUGACACUCAGCUUUGCAUCGAGGCCAGGCGGCAGAAGAUGGACCAGGUGUCUGAUAAAGUUCUCUUUCUUUCUUUCUUUCUUUCUUUCUUUCUUUCUUUCUUUCACUGAAGCAUCUCUUCUCUCUCAUUUCAGAUUAUUCUGCAAUGACUACAGCAAGAUACAGACCUACUUGGGACUUGGUGCUCGAUCCUCUCGUGUCGUGCAAACUCUGCCUUGGAGAAUUUCCAGUGGAGCAGAUGACAACAAUCGCACAAUGCCAGUGCAUCUUCUGUACUUUGGUUAGUAAGCUUCAACCAAUGUAUGCGCCUCGGCUGGAAACGGUUCUGUUGUCCACACCCGCCAAGAUCUGUGCAAAGCCAACGAGAGUUAUGCUUGAGGAUUUGUGGGUUGUACGUGCCGCACAUGCGUACAUAGUUAAUGCAGGUGUGCGGGCAUAGUCCCAGGGUUGUUGUGGUGCUUUUACACCUCCUGUUGUAUUACCCUGGUGCUUAAUACCACACAUACAGAACUGUGGGAAAAUUCUGGGCUGCUUCAGGGAAGAUGGAAGUGGUGAGGUUUAUUGGACAGAAGCUCCCAAGAUGCACCUUGCUGGUUCAGUCGCUGGCGUUUGGCCUAAUCUCACUUGCAGCACUUGUGAGAGGAUAAAAUGGAGGUAAUCCUUAUAGGUGCCACUUUUGCAGAGGGUUAAAAAUAUUAUAAUGAUAAUUUUGUGCCCAUUUAUGGAUAAGCGGGCACCUGGGGCUUAUUCAGACCCAUAUUGUUAUGAUCCGUUACCGGAUUGUGAGGUUGUGUUUAUUAAGUUGUGUGCCUUUCUUCAUAAAAAAGCACAUCUGAAAGAAAGAGGGGGAUGGAAUGUGUGUGUUUGUGUGUGUGUGUGUGAGGAGGGUGUCUUUGUGCUACAUCAGCGACAUUUCAAACAGAGAAGCCAAAGAGCAAUCUCCUAAACGGCUGUGUGGAGCUUCUGACGUCUGGGUUUUGAAAAGCAGCGUGCCACAGAAAAGAAAGAGCCAUCUGGUUAAGGUCAUAAGUGUAUUGAGAAUGGCAUGGGCGGGAAGCGAGUGGGCGUCGAGCUUCACCCAUCUCCAGUUAAAAACAAAAGCCUAAAGUAGCUUCAGUAUGUAUUUACACAGGGAGAACUUGGCCGGGUCGGGUCUAGAAGGGUAGCAAGGAAGAAGACUAGUUUCAGUCAAAGAACACCACCCACUUCUACAGGUUUUUUUUCCCCUUAAAAAAGAAAUUAAUAGGACUGAGUCUAAGCAACAGCCAAGCAGAAAAUUCUUCGGAGAUUCUGGGGGUGGGUAGAGGGUGCAAAACUCCUCGCUUGGCUUAAACAAAAAAUGCAACCCAAAUGACUUUCAGCUUCAUUCUUCUGCAGCUUCAUUCUUCUUGCCCAGGUGAUGCGGACUCUCUAUUUCCUUCAGGCACUGUACUUCGCAGCACAGGAAGGCUUAAGGGCAACUCCGUGUUCCCUGGGCAGUGAGGUAGUUCCCCCUCACUUGCAUAUACAGUGGUACCUCGGGUUAAGAACUUAAUUCGUUCUGGAGGUCCAUUCUUAACCUGAAACUGUUCUUAACCUGAGGUACCACUUUAGCUAAUGGGGCCUCCCGCUGCUGCCACGCGAUUUCUGUUCUCAUCCUGAAGCAAAGUUCUUAACCUGAGGUACUAUUUCUGGGUUAGCAGAGUCUGUAACCUGAAGCGUCUGUCACCUGAAGCAUCUGUAACUCAAGGUACCACCGUACAGUAUUUCAUUCACCAAAAAGCAACAUUUUAGCACCAGAGCAUCUAGCUCAAUUAUGCAAAGUUUUACAACAGCAACAAACCCUUAGCUUGCAGUUUUGUGCUCUCUACUGCUAGUUGCAGCAGGAAUUUGUGCACGCAUACAAAUUGCUGGUGACAAGCAGCAAUCAUCCCUUAUAGAGCAGGUAACUGGCAAAGUUUAACUAUUUUCUGGACCUCCCCGUGGUUCGCCUUUUCCUGCUUACCCACUUGGUUGUGGCUGCUCGAGGUACCUGUUCCAAGCUUUUCAAAUCCACGACUGGCAGCGUGACUUGCCCCACACUUCAGUUUUCAGCCUGAAAGACAGCACUGCCCACACAGUCGUUUUGCUAAAGCAAGGUUGGGGAAUCUUUUUCAGUGCCGUGUUCCGUUCUGAGUAACCUUCCAAGGGGCAAGGGAGGGAGCAAACGAGAGCAGAGCAGCAACUGUUAAUUGACUCACGCAGCGCUCCCUUAGCAAGCAAGGCCUAUUCUCAGUUCACGGACACAUUCUAGCUCCAGGAGGAGGCGAAGCAGGGUUGGUGAGCGGUGUGGCCUGGAGACAAGAGGUGGCUGCGGAGAGUUCUGAAAGCCAGUCAGAGAGGCCUGGAGCGCUGCCCUCCUCAGGUUUCCCAUUGCCUGAUUUGUAACUAUCCGAAUAGUCAACAAUUCUGCGGCUACACUCAUUCCACAUUUGGCUGUUUUUGAGGUUCUCUUCUCUCCCCCUUCCCUCCCACUUUAUCUGAAGCUUGCAUUGUACUUCCAUAAACCUCUGGGUUCCCCCAAGCUGGCUGACAUCUCCCUUUUGUGUGUGCAUAGGAGCAUUUUGGCUACGUAAAGAAUGGUACUGAAAGCCUGAAUGUUGUAAAUAAAGGGAAUUAUGGCAAGGGCCCUUUAAGGCAGGAUUCCUAGGAGCGAUUGAGCCUAGGUACAAACUUGACUGUUCUAGACUCUUUGUUGUUGAAAUCACUGGGUUUGGCUUUACUUCAAACUUUUUUUAUAGAAUUGCAGCUCUGAGCAGCUCCCUUAAACUGGGGAGGACUAAAUGCAGCUGUUAAGAGAUCUGCCAUUUAUUACAGUUCAGUACAUUGGUAGGAACUGCUGGAAGAUCUCUUUCAUUUUUGUGGGUGGAAAAAUGAAUGGAAAAAGAGCCACACAGAGAUCUUUCAGAACUACAUAGUCGGAACGAAGUACACAUCCUACGCUAACGUUUUAGUCUGCACUAGUAAAGGAUCAUUAUAUAACUGAAUAGCCCUCACUACAUUGGCAACCCCUGAAGUGUUGCUGGAAAGGAGCUCAUAAAGGAUAAUCUCCUUGACACAUUAGCAUAAUGUUUUUGGGUUUUUUUGGGGGGGGGAAUAGAUCGGUUAGCUUAAUUCACAACGUUAUAUUUUGGAACAGUUUCUAUUACAAACCAACCCAAUCGCCGCUAAGUGAUAGCAAGAGAUUCCCGGUGUGUGUGUUUGAGCACUUAACCAGGGUUUGUGUUUCCUUGUUGUGUCCCGCACCCAUGCCUCUCCCUGAUUGAUAAUUAUGUGAGGGUGAGUGGCUGUUGGGGAAUCAAACCAUCUUUAAAUUAAAACACAGUUCACGAGCUGAGAAGCACCUAAGAGUACUGCUAAUUAAUCCUUUCGGCGACAAUUUCUGAAACUGCUUUCCUAGAAUAUAUUCCAGUUUCUCGGCUAUUAAUCUCACCGUCUGCAGCCAGUCACUUCCCCUAGUCAUGCUUAUCCCAGCUUCUUUUAACGGGUAGCCAGCACUGUGCUCUCUCUCGGAGCAGCUUUGCGAGAGCAUUUGCUGCCAGUGCCCUUUGACAUGUUCUCCAGCAAACAUGUAGCCCUGUGUCCUUUUUUAAGGAAGCAUCCCUCUCAGCUCCAUCUGAGGCCUUGUAUAAACCACAGCCGUGAUUAAAAAUGCACUGAUGCUUUGCAGGGGAAUUACUUGCCAGCCGAGCAGGAUUAGCGCGGUACGAAGGUUGCAGAAACGGACCCGUUUCCUCAGCCCACGUUUCACCGCUGUGUGGGCGGGAAGAGCUUUCCAAGGUUGUCAAGCUGCCUGUUAUCUUCUGGUGCAGAGGAAAAAAACCACACACAUAGUGCUGGCCCUGGCAUAGUUGGCCAGCCUUGCUUGUAGAAUAAGUGCAGUUGAAACGAGUUUGCAAAGAGGCAGGUAGAAGAGGGCAGGAGCUCCUGUUCACAGAAGGUAGAACACCUGCUUUGCGUGCAGAAGGCCCUAGAUUAAAUCCCUGGCAUCUCCAGGAAGGGCUAGAGAACCACUGCCAGUCAUUGUAGACAAUAUGGCACUAGAGAGAACAUUGCAGAUAAUAUGGAGCUAGAGAGUCAAAGGUCUCUUUAGUACAAGGCAGCUUCCCAUGAAGAAGAAGAAGAAGAGUUUGGAUUUGAUAUCCCGCUUUAUCACUACCCUAAGGAGUCUCAAAGCGGCUCACAAACUCCUUUCCCUUCCUUCCCCACAACAAACACUCUGUGAGGUGAGUGAGGCUGAGAGACUUCAGAGAAGUGUGACUAGCCCAAGGGCACCCAGCAGCUGCAUGUGGAGGAGCAGGGAAGCGAACCCGGUUCACCAGAUUACGAGUCCACCGCUCUUAACCACUACACCACACUGGCUCCAUGAAUGAACUGGUCCCCUGCUCCCUUGCAUUUGGAAGAGGUAUGAGCAAUGACACCCAUAUAUGGAUGUUGUUCCUCUGUACUCAUGCAAGAGAAUUAUUAUCGUUAUUGCUGCUGCUGCUGCAGUUUAUACACCACCCUUUAUCAAAAGAUACCUGGCAGUGUACAGCAUUAAAAACACAUUACAGAACAUCGAUGAUAAAAACAUAAUAAAAAGCAUACUGACAGACAGCCCAAUAAUAAAAUAGUCAUCAUAAUAUCAGGCCCCCCCCCCCACUUUCACAGGCCAUAGAUUAUUUAAUAGCCAUAGGCCUGGGUAAAGAGGAAUGUUUUUGCCUGGCACCUAAAGACAUGUAAUGAUGGCGUCAGGCGAGCCUCUCUGGGGAGAGCAUUCCACAAUCGGGGAGCCACCACAGAAAAGGCCCGCUCUCUUGUUGCCCCCCUCUGAACCUCUCUGGGAUGGGGGACAUAGAGAAGGGCCUCAGAUGACAAGCAGGCUGGGUUUGUAUGGGGAGAGGUGAUCCUUAAGCUGUGUAAGGCUUAAGGUCCUGAGCUGUGUAAGGCUUUAUAGGUCAACACCAGCACUUUGAAGUGGGCCCGGAAACUAAUCAGCAGUUGCGCUGGGAUUGGAGUUACAUGCUCAAAUGAUGUCCUAGUUACUUUGGCAAUAGAGACAAGGGUGCCCUCUUUCCCUGCCCCAAGCAGAGAGGAUUGGAAAAACAUCGGCACUAAGUGGACACCCCUCCCAAAAAAAGUGUAAAGGGGUGCUAAGCAGUGUGAACAUCUGCUGUGCAAUAUUCUGCGCAACAACACUAAAAGAGAUGUUAUUUGUGACAGAGAUAAAACAGCCCUCAGCGACAUCUAUCAUCUUUAUAUAAAAAUGCUUUAGCCCAAAUGAAUUAUCAAGUAAUUAUUCUGAUUAUGAGAGCUCAUGAGUGGUGUGUUUCAUCAGUGCAAAGCAUGGGUUUUGCCUUUCUUGUACUAUAUUGCUAGCUUUGAUGUAUGGAUAUGUUGUACGCCGCCGUACAAGCAUGCUACCUCUGGCUAUUUAUGUGUAGCAACAGCUCAUUGUGUUAUGCGUUGUGACACAGCUGCCAUCCUUGCCCACUUAGCAGUUUAUCUCUGCACUAAAAAAACAAACAAACCUGGUUAUAGUGGGAAUGAACCUGAGUUGUUGUUGUUAUUUAUUUGUUAAAUUUGUAUACCUGCUUGUAGAUCUCAGAAUAAUUCAUGGGUAGUAUAAUGAGUAUGGGUUGCUCGUGCGUAAGUUGCCGCCUCUCCAGGCUUUGUUGCCUUGGUAAACCUUUCAGUCUGGGCAGCCCUUCACUUCGUGGCUGCCUCAGUCGCUAGCAGAAUCCGUCAGUGGGCGUUUCUUAAAUCUUUUCCAACAUGAAAGUUGUUUGACACCCAGUCUCCUCCUACUCUCUCUGCGCGGAAGUCUUCUGCGCAGGGUGGGCGUGGGUAGCGGGGGACCAGUGCUCUCCCCGCUGGUGUCCGGUGAAGAGUCCUGGAGCCCUCUCGCCGAUUCCACCAUCAGCCCCUCCUUAUCCCUGGUGUAGCGCUGAUUUGCUUCCCCAUCUGCGGAGCUGUCUCUCUCCCUGCUGGGCCCUUCUCCAGCAUCAUUUGAGAGCCUUCCCUCCGCCUCUAGCUCCGAUGUCAGUUCCCUGACAGGUAGACCUGUAUUAACACAACUGGACUGCCUGCCAUGUAUCGCAGGGAGAUCUUCUGUAUCCUCUUUUGUUUGGAAGAUGUUCGGAAAAUAAAAUAAAAUUCCAGCUAACCUUGGUGGGAAGAAGCCCUUUUGUUUUAAAUGAAUCAUUCACAAAGUAUACUCAUCUCUAGAUGUGGCUCUCUGAGGACUAAAUGUUGUCAUCAGAUAUGCACGCAGUCUCAUUUUAAUACACAUUUCCCAUGUGCAAGUGGGGUAGCAUUCUCGAUCGCACUUACAGCGCCGUGUCAGAAAUCUCACUGUCCCUGCCCAGCCUGGUCCCAGUACUGUGUGAUGUGUGGCUGAUGAUCAUUAAUGGUGCGCCUGUUGAAGAAAGAUGUGCUUCUUUCUGUGAUCUUCUGUGAAUGCACAGAGCUGUGAUGUGCACAAAGUUCCCCUGCCCAUAUUUAUUUCGCUGCAGAAGGCUGCUCUGCUUACACAAGGCAAUUUGUGUAUAUAUAUAUAUAUAUAUUUCUUUGUUCAUUCUGAAUAUUUAUAUCCCGCUGUUCAGCAUGCAAGAUGAUCCCACAGUGGGUUGCCAGUAAAAUACCUAACCCAACAACCCAACCCGCAGGGAACACAUCAACAAACUCUAAAAAUAUAAAAUAGCAGCAAGAUAAAUAAACUACACAGCAGCAGGCAUAGAGGCCAAUAAAUCACCCACAGGGCUGUGCAAAUAAAUAAGUGUUUAAUUGAUGCCAACAACUUAAGAGUUGGCAUUGUUUGGGUUUGCGAGGGAAGUUGAGGUGCCUGAGUGUUAUGUAUUGAAGUUCUCACCCUGGGCCAGCAGGGGGAUACUGUAGAUAGUUCAGGUCCACAUAUGCAAAUAAGGGUUCGAAAGUGACGUUCAGUGAUUGGAUAGUUACAGAAAGUUGUUACAGUUACGUUGUACUGGAGCUCUAUAUAAGCAGGUUGGCUGAACCCUUCAGUUCAGUUCUGAUCUGAUCUGUGAAUAAACAAGAGCUGUUUGGAGAAUCGCUGUGUCGUCUGAUAUGUUCACCCACAACUUAACACUGAGAAUACCCUUUCCUAGGUCACUGUAUGUCUCACUGGAGGAAGAAGAGGGACCAUCAAAUGAGCAGCGCUUUCUGUGAAAGCGAAUGGGAGAGCCUAGUCUCAUUUAGUAAUUUGUAAUAGGACUGGAAUCCCUCAGAGCAGAUCCAGUCACCUGAACAGACUAUGAAAUAGGCCCGUUCUGCUUUAGGGUGUCUUGGGAGGAAAGAUAUCUACAACUUCCAUCAUCCCUAUCUAAUAGAACCCGUGGUCAGGGAUGUUGGGAACUGUAGUCCAGAAACACCUAGAGGCACAAGUUUGGGAGACACUGCCUUAGUUCCCUCCCCUGAAGCCAAAGUGAAAUUGAAAUGACCACCUGCCUAUCUGUGCCUCUCCUGCCUAGCUGUGCCUCUUAUUCCCACCACUCCAUUCUCUUUAGAGUCUGCAGUUCUUACCCAUUGGGAACAUGGGAGAAAGAGAAGGAAGUUGGCCUCAGAGGUACUGUAAAAGGAAAAAGAGAGCACAGCACCAGGUUGCCAUAUGUGUACAUAUGUGUACAAGUUUUGCUUACAGUCCCAUUCAGCGCACCCAUUCCCUCCCAUCGAGAGAGGCUGAGUGUGAGCAGAACACAAACCUAUAUGCUUUCCAUUUUUUCUGCAACCAUUAAUCUCCCAAAACCUGGAUUCUCACUUAAAACCUAUUAAACGUCAUAUGAAAGAAAGCUAUGGCAACUGGGGGGUGGGCGGGUAUCUGCUGGUGUGAAUGGAGGCUGCCUGAGCAUGCAUAUAUGUGUGUGUGUUUUAAAAAGCAUGGGUUCGUUUAUGUAAAGCACCGUGGGUGGAAACAGCUAUAUAAAGAAAACGAUCAUAGCAAAAUGCUCUAGUAUUGUAUCCUUGAAGAUGGGAACAGCUUGGUAGUUGCUAAGAGCAUUGUGGAAAGAGCUGUGGGAAUCCACAGUUCAUACCACGAAAGCUGAAAACAUGUUACCGGUCUUAGAAAACGAAGCUGCCGCAAACUUGGUUUUAAAUGUAACUGUCAAUAGGCCCUGCGUGCUGGGAAGGGACCAUAGAAGUGUACAAAGAGUUCCAAGGAUUGUAUGAAUGAACUUAGUCCAGAGUAGCCCCCACGCCACAGUUGUUUCUGGUCAUGUGGCAGGCUGCUGUUGAAAGGGGAAGAGUUCAACACAUCCCACUGGGCGAGCUGAGCUGUAGCCCUUGGGCUAUCCCAAAAUAGCCCUUUGGAUCCCUGGUGUCUGAUUCGGUAACUCAUCAACCUUCUCUUGAGUCUGGUCAAGUCUGAGUCUGGUUCAGUCAUUCCUGUCAAACUAUAGCUUGGUCAUCAGGAACAUCAGACUUGCAUGCUAGGGGUGGGGGAGGAAAGACCAUCAUGCACUUUUAGCCUCAUAAAUUAAUUUUAGGUUGACAUGAGGUCUGAAUCGGGUAACCAAUCAUCAUUGUUUUCCCCAAAACCAGAAAUGGAAAGCACUUCAAACCAUGGUUCUGAUUCUGGUUUGGAAGCAAACUAUAUCCAGUUACAACCAUAGUUACUGGUCUGUCAUGAAGGUAACAGCAAACUGUGGUUUACCCUGAACCAAGGAUGUGCAGGAGGGCAUUAACAACAACAAUAAUAAUUUAUUAUUUAUACCCCGCCCAUCUGGCUGGGCUUCCCCAGCCACUCCGGGGGGCUUCCAGAAAAAUAUUAAAAUACCGUAAUACAUCAAACAUUAAAAGCUUCCCUAAACACAGAACACUGCUUACUCUAAUAGGCUAGUGACUUGUUCACCAAAUAAAGGUUGGCUUUCCUUUUAAGAUGAAGGGUUGGCCAAUCCUCACAUGGCAAACCAAGCUCUAAAUAAACUAUUCAUAGUUUCCCAGCUGGUGUCCAGGAAGUUGGAGUCUAACCAACCACAUGUCUGUUUACAUCCAAUAUAUUACCAGCCUGGACUUGUGCAGAGGAAAGGCGCAUGAUUUCCCCACUGCAUGCUUGGCAUCGAAACUGGGGUCAGCCAUAACAUCUCAACUGGGCCAUGGGUAGGUCAGAUUUUGUAGGAGCCGUCCGAUGAGUACAAAUAGACAUUCAAACUGGGGAGCAGAGGCGGGGGUCUUCUUUGGUGAGCAGCCUGGUAUUGGAGAAGGAAGAUUAAUAGCGUGAAAAACGCUCGAGGAAGAUCUGAAAUAAUGCUGCUCACGUGAGUAGACCCAUCGGGAUUUGCACCUUUUGGAUGACAGACCUACUGUUAUUGUUGAAGCAUAUAUUUCAAUGGUGAAUAAUAUUGACAGCCACUGGGUCUGACUUUCUUACAGUGCCUGAAACAGUAUGUGGAGAUUUUGAUCAAGGAAGGCUUAGAAACAGCCAUUAGCUGCCCUGAUGCCUCCUGCCCGAAGCGAGGUCAUCUUCAAGAAAAUGAAGUACGUUUCCUGACACAAAUUUGUCUUACGUAAAAGUUCAGCUCAGUUGUUAUUGCAGAUAUUUGUGCGUGUUGCCGUUAUGUAACUUCUGCUCCAAGCUCAUUGUCUAUCUUUGCCUGUUAUCCCUUUAGUUAUCGCUAUCAUUAAUCGGAUGCUUGUAUCUCUCUCUCUCUCUCGUUCUCUCUCUCUCUUUAAAACAGAUUGAGUGUAUGGUUGCAUCAGAAAUCAUGCAGAAGUAUAAGAAGCUACAGUUUGAAAGAGGUAUACAGCAGACAUCCCAGGUGGCCCCAAUCUGGGGGUUGUAGCCAACUAAAUUCCACUCACAGUAGACCCACUGAAAAUAAUGUGCCCAUGUUCAUUAACUUCAAAGGGUCAUCUCUGAGCAUGACUAACAUUGGAUUCAAUCUCGUGUGUGGAAAAUACAUUUCCAAACCAUGAGGAAGAGGCGCUUUAUUUUUAUUUUUUUUAACCAUGCGGGAUAGCUCCCCACGGAAAUUCGAAAUGUGCUGUCAAUAUUGUAUUUCCAGCAGAUGUUAAAAACUUACCUGUUCAUCCAGGCAUUUAUUGAUUUUGAUUACAUUCAUUACCACCUAUUGUAGACUCUGUUUUAAUGAGGCUACAGAUACUAUUUAACAAGGUUCUUAUUUAUUUUUCUUAUGUCUUCGUUAUAUGGUUGUACAUCACUUGGAACAUUUUAUAAACAAAUGGUAUUUAAAUUUAUUUAUUUAUUAAACUUACUGCUUCCCGUUGAUAUUCCACAGCCAUACCAAAGAAUAAGAUAUUGGAUAUGAUCAGGAAUUGGCAUUCCACUGUGUGUGGCUUGAUUCAAGAAGAAUUCUGCAUCUUAAAAACUUUUGCCUUAUGCUUGAGUCAAGCCAUUGUCUUCCAAGGACAGGGAUUUUCCAGCCCUACCUUGAGAUGCUGUGGAACUGAACCCAUGCAAAAGCAUAUUAUAUACAUGCUCCUUCACUGAGCUGUGGCCUUUUCCCAACUGCAGUUUGUUUCCCCCACAGAAGUGCUUUUGGAUCCUUGUCGGACUUGGUGCCCAUCCUCUUCCUGCCAAGCGGUUUGUCAGCUUCAGGAAUCAGGCCCCCAGAACCCACAGCUGGUACAAUGCAAAUCUUGCGACAUAGAAUUUUGCUCGGCGUGCAAAUCCAAUUGGCAUCCGGGACAAGGCUGUCAAGAAAAUAUGCCAAUCAGCUACCUUCCAGGGGAAACAAGGUAUAGAACUGUACAUUACCAAUUGACGUUGGCAUAAUUCUUAACACAUUAACAGCUUCGCUCAGCAGUUUUUUUUGUUUUGUUUUAAAAAAGACUGAUUUUCAUUGUGAUAGCCUCUGGUGUCUCCUUAUUCACCUGUUAUUUGAAGCCGUUUCUCCCUCCCAUCACAAGACUGAAGCAGAAAAAGCCCAACUCUGGCAGAUAGAUUGCCCUACUUCUGAAACCAGGUAUAUGCUAGGAAUUCCUCAAGGUUCUGGAAGUUUUAGGAUGUCACCUUGUCAAUGUGGGUUACCUUUUGGACUGUGGCUCUAUGCCCUGCUGCUUGGUAACAAGUCCAUGUUCUGAUGGAAAUAUUCCAUACCAUGGCUUUAUCAGCACACCUGCGUUACUCAGUUUCCCUGUGGAAUUCUAAUGCUGCUGAUCAGCAUGAAAAAAGUCAUGGAGCUGUCCACCAUCUCAAGUAACAUUGGAAGGAGCCCAUAAUUGUGUGCACAACUUAGCUCCCCGCCCCCAAUUCCUAGGUUUAUACAAAUCAAUUUUAUACAAGCAAUACUGGCAGAUGUAUUGUUAGUCAACCUGAAUUAUUUGAGGUUUGUAGACGCUAUUAAAACUGAAUGAUAAAGAUGAAGGAUGUGUAGUUUCAGUGGAAACGAAAACCUGCCUUUGGUCUUGUGGCUGUGUGACAAAUCCAUGCAGACAUAGGAAUAGCUUCAGUCUGCAAAAGGGUCAGAGUGUUUUAAGAAAUGCAGUUUUUAAAAACCAAGAGCAUUUUGUCAAGAAUGAGCCAAUUCCAAGCGAAGGUUUGCAGUCAACUGCAGAAAGCAGCCAGGAACAGAGAGGCUUAGAUCAGUGGUGGCCAAAUGCUGCCCUCCAGCUGUUUGUGGGAUACAGUUCCCAUAAUCCCUGACCGCUGGUCCUAUUAGCUAGGGGUGAUGGGAGUUGUAGUCCAAAAACAGCUGGAGGGGCUGAGUUUGGCCACCGCUGGCUCAUAUUGUACUUAGGCUGGGCGAAAACCACAGCAGACAAGGGUAACUCUUCCGGACAUUGGAAUGUUGGUUGCCAAGGGAACGACAGAGCGGGGUGGAACACAGCCAAAGCUCUCAGAAAGCUCAAACAGCUGCAAACAGAGACGGAAGCAGUCUGUCAGAACGGGAAGAGAUUGGAGCUGAUCCAAUCUCUCCUAAAAGUCGUCAAAUGGGAGGGCUGCUAGACAGGAAACAAAACGAGACAAGGUAUGAAAGUUCAAUAUCUUCUGUAGAAACCGGAAGGUGUCUUCAGAAGGGUCAUCUUGAUUGAUGAUGCUUUGUUAGAGCCGUCCGGAGCUAUUUGUUUGUUUUUGUAAAAAAUUCUCCUUUUUAAUUAACAACACUUACCGUGUUACCAAGCCGGGAACCUGGACUCACGACACAUUUCUCCCAUAAAAUUUCCAAAACAUCUCUUCCAGCUCUGCUUAUAAAAUGGAAGAAGAUGAUGCACCCAUCAAACGCUGCCCGAAAUGCAAAGUUUACAUUGAACGGGACGAAGGCUGUGCCCAAAUGAUGUGCAAAAACUGUAAACAUGCCUUUUGCUGGUACUGUUUGGAAUCACUUGACGUAAGUAUACGUAGUUGAGUUUAAGAUUGGAAGAUGAAAUUCCUUGAUUCUAUCCCUGUAAUAAAUUCCUGUUAAUAAAGCAUUCAAAAUGUCCAUUGAUAUAAUAUUCAAAAACUGUAAAGGGAAGCAUUGAAAUGUUACAAGUCCCAGAAAGUUAGGUUGCCUCUGUAGACAUAAAUACAGAGACAUAAAUACAGACUGUGGCAUACAUUUAGCUGUACUGCAGCAAACAAUUAGCAAGGUACCAUUGCAUGAACUAAUAUUGUUACAAAAAAUUAGAGUUUGUAUAUAUUUAUGGCAUAAAAAGCCCCAUCAUCUGGGACAGAAGUGACAUUUAGGUUGGAGUUACUUUGGCCAUAUCAGAGUUUAGGCUUUGGCUUAGCUGCUGUUGAAAGCAAAUUUAGCUUUGUUUUAGAGAUACAUUUUUUGUUGCUAAAUUUAGGGCUGUUUCUGGGUGGUGGUGGUUUUGUGAAUUCUUAAUAUGAUGGGCUGCUUAAUCUUAAGUUUUCAUACUGAAUGUUUCGAUGCAGGAUGUUAAAUGUUGAUUCUCUGCUGCUGUAAACUUUGUUGGUAUAGUUUUUGUGCUUUUUUGUUUUUAAGCAAUGAACUGUUUUGAAAAGUUAGGGUUACAUUUUUUGUUACAUAAUAUUGUUUUACUGUUAUACCGAUGAUGGCACUUUGGGCAUGGUUUAACUGCAGAAAAAGAGCACAAGAACAAACCCUGAAAUGGGAUGAACUGGGGAAGGGGUCUUAUUUGUACUAUCUCAGUUUGGGCAUACAGUGGUACCUCUAGUUACGAACUUAAAUCGUUCCGGAGGUCCAUUCUUAACCUGAAACUGUUCUUAACUAGAGGCGUGCUUUUGCUAAUCAGGCCUCUUGCUGCCGCUGUGCCGCCCGCACACGAUUUCCAUUCUCAUCCUGGGGCAAAGUUCUCAACUCGAGGUAACUCUUCCAGGUUAGCGAAGUUUGUAACCUGAAGCAUUUGUAACCUGAGGUGUUUGUAACCCGAGAUACCACUGUAUUACCUUUUCCUUCUCUUGUCUUUCUUUAAGUUUUUUUGUUUUUGUCUUUUAAACUCCUCCUGGCAUUAACUCACAUCUCUGAAAGGGCUGCUGCCAAUUUUGUAGAUUGCACAAUGGCCCACUUCGGCCUAUUUCUGUGAAAUAUGUGUUAUUGGGUUCCACGGCGCCCUUUCUGCGGUUAAUAUUGACUUUGCGCUCCGUGCCAUAGAGGUGAGCGGUCUGACUCAUUUAUGCUGGCUGUUAGCUGCUCCCUGUUCCAAAGGAGCCAACUCAGUGAUGUCAUUGCUGUUGGCACAGCAGCGGAAUCCAUAGCUUGUGACGUUGCCAUUGCAUUGUGAUGUGCCAAAAGUAGAUAGGGAAAAAAAUGAAAAUUGACCUCUGCGAGUGAGGGCGGAAAAACAGGGAGAAGUACCAUUCACUCCUCUCUCUCUCUAGCCUGUGGCAGGAUCCUAGAACUGCAGUCUUCUGCACAUUUACUUGGGAGUAAGCUCUGCUUGCUAAACCCAGUAGGACUUAUUUCUGAGUACACAAUUGGACUCCCAAUCGAAGUUAUUCAGCCCUCAUCACAAAUCAGGUUUAUUACCAAAAUUUGCAGACUUUCAGCUGUUUGCUGAAAACAAGAAGCAAUUGAAAUAGCUCAACCCAACGGGUGCUUCAAGUAGUUUCCGAAAAUUCAGCUGAAAUUGCAACCGUACCUGCUAAGUGGAAAGGUUUUGUAACCUUUUGACUGCUUGUCAAGAGUGAAGUUCUCAACUACGGCUGAAAUAAUAUAUAUGCAUAUUUCCCCUCUCCUUUUAUUGACACUUUACAGGAUGACUUCCUUCUUAUACAUUAUGACAAGGGACCUUGCCGAAAUAAGCUUGGUCAUUCCAGGGCAUCAGUUAUUUGGCACAGAACGCAGGUAGGUGUCGAUGUGACUUUGCGUAUCUGCUGGUCCCCGUCCCCCCCAAUUUUCGUCUUAUUCAUGAAAAAAGUGAAUGUGGGGAAUUGGGAGUCAGAGGAGGGAAAAUGGCAUGAGGAAAAUGGGAAGGUUUUAAAAAGCAAUGUUAGCUGGCUUGCCUCACAUACAAGUAUUGCUGAUGAAAGCUGAUCUGAGGUGCAGAAACAAUAGUUCCUCUUCGAGGUGGAGAGACUACAGAGUCACGUUCCAGGAAAAUAGAGGCAGUUACCCAACUUGCAGUGAGGUGGAGAGUAAGGUAAAACUGCGUCUCAGUCAGUUAUUCUCUGUAGUUUCUGUGGGUCUGUAGCUGCUAGAUUUCUGCUGGGCAGAAACAAAACACCCUGAGAGCUGUUGCAGGAUUUACAGACAUCAGUCCGCAAACCCAAGAUGACAUAAUUUGAUCGAGGUGGCCCACAAGACAGAUUGAUAGCCGUUAAAACCUACCAUGUUUAUUUUGACAUAGAAGAACCUUGGAAGAAUAAUAUUAAAAGAGCAACUGAGCUUUUAUUACUACAGCAGGCAUGCUGUUGCAAUGGGGAGCUGUGUUGCUCAUGCCAGAAUUACACUUCAGAGAUGAUGUAUAGCAAGAGAUUGCAGAGAGGGAAGCAGACAUAUUUUUCAGGGGAUGCGGGGGAAGCCCAUGUUAAGCACAAUAAUAAAUUCCCCACUCCACAAAAAUAUAAAUAUUUGAGGAAUUAUUGGGGGGGGGGAAGGGAAAUGAAAUGAAAACCUCCAAAUAUACUAUUAUAUAAUACAGUAAGUAAUGCAUGCCAUUCCUUAUUUUGAAUGUUGUUCAACAGUACCACCUGCUGGCCAAAAACAAAUUGACUUUUUCAGGACCAAUAAAGAGAAAGUUAAAUAAUCUGAAUCUGAAGCAGAAAGAAAGAAAGAUGGCUUUUUUCCCAUAAGAAAAACCCUCCAUCCAAAUCAUCCCUGUUUAACUUAAGACAGUUAUGUUAAUGGAUGUAUUACGUCAAAUGCUAAAGGCUGCACCUGUUGUACUUUUCUUUAGCUGGACAAUAAUUGGAACCAUACUUUUCAAGUGGGUCAGCAAUUUGGAGAUUUUGAUCCUCCAUGGAACUGAAUCCUUAGAUGCAUAUUGAACAAUACCCUUCUGAAUCCCAUGCCUCCUCAUAGGCUACCCUGGGGAGUGCGUAAUUCCAUGGAUAAGCUCAGGGCCUUUCAUGAGACAGGUGACAGGGGUGCAAAACAGUUGAAAUUGCAGUUGCCAGCCCUUUAUUUUGUGUGUGUGUGUGUGUGUGUGUGUGUGUGUGUGUUGCAACAGUGUGCAACCCCUUGCCACAGAACAGUUUGAAAGGGGGCAGGGAAAACUCUCCCCCAGUCCCCCUUCAAGCAGAUUAUUGAUCUUCUUUCUUUUUCUUUUUUAUCCAGGUCGUGGGGAUCUUUGCAGGGUUUGGUCUGUUACUGUUAGUGGCCUCCCCUUUCCUUCUGCUUGCUACCCCAUUCGUGCUUUGCUGCAAGUGCAAGUGUAGUAAAGGAGACGACGACCCCCUCCCGACUUAAGGUGGAGUGAAAGUAGGACUGGCUCAUCAUCGCAGUGCAUUUCCUACUCACCCACCCUGUUCUUGCACUUGACAUUGUGUUGGCCUUACUCGCCCUGAUUCCCAACGUUGCAGGAGACAGGAGGCGCCACGAUUCCCAGCGACUUUGCCCGCAAGUCGGUUUACAGAGUGCAAGGCAUAUCCUGGUGUGUUUUUUUUGGUGGGGGGGGCAGCGCGAAGCAAGCUGGGACGUCGGAAACAUCAUGUGUCAGUAACGCAAGGCUACGUUGGCCGAUUUGGAACUGAGACGCUCCGGUGUCGAAACAAAGCCCGUUCAGCAUAUCUAUUUGCAUCAAAUUGAGGUGUUAGACAUGUGUGUUUUAAGAAUCGCUUACCAUUAAAAAACAACAACAAACAGCCCAUUUUAAAGUGUGACUUUAAAUAUCUUGUCUAAUGAAACUGAAGUCUCUGUUAAUAUUUGCCCUGGGAAAAUAUUGGGCAUCCAUACACCCCUGAAGCUGUUUCCCAUGCAAUAUUAUAAGAACAAUCUGGUCACGUACGUAUAGGCCAGGAAUGUUUGAGGGUGGGGGCUGCUGCAGCCCUCCAAGCCAAUGUUUCUGCAUCCCUCAUGCCACCAAAUUUGGUAGUGACACUAAAAAAGUAGACACAGCCUGGGGGAUGGGGAUUGAAACCUUUCUGCCCACCCCAGCACCAGCUAGGGAUCCCCUUUUCCCCAUAAUGGGGAAUUGGAUAGGAUUGAGCUGUAGCCCCCGCUUCUCAGCUGAUCUGCAUGCGUAUGUGUGUUGUCCGUGAGCAUGUGAGAGUAUGGGGGGGGGGCGAGCUGCACCCGCCGCUGGCAUGGAGGGUUAGCAAAGUGUGAAUGCAUCUAUUAAAAAAGGUUAGCCACCCCUGACAUGCGGCAUCCUAUGCCUAUAUCUUUUCAAUAGGAUGCCUCCUAACAUUUUGGGAAAUGUGAACUAUUUGUGUGGAUGCACAUUUGUUCUUUGGAACAGAAAAAGAAAUUGCCAACCAUAGAGGCUGAGAUACACAACCCAGACCUGCUAUUAUUAUCAAGGCUCUUUUUUUAAAAAAAGAUGUUGGUAUUCCUUUUCUUUGAAAGUCUGUCUGACAUUCUUUUCUACAUCUCUCUCACCCGUUACGUGGCUACGUGUUGCAUAAAUAGGGCUACCUCUGGUCAGGUAUCUUUUUAUGUACCUAUAUGUCAUUUUAAGCCAAAUAGAUCUUCUCCUGAAUAGAAUGAAGAGGGAAGAAGGAAAGAGUGUAGUAUUGAGCCUUACAUCCAUCUCAGUGCAUGAGAUGUAAAUUUAUUUGUACAAUCAUUUCCACCCUAUAGAGUAUGCAGAUUUUUAGGCUCUCUUGAGUUUGCUUUGUUUUCACUUUUCUUUAAUUAAUGCAAGCGCCCGCAGUUGUAAUAAUAUAAAGAGUCCGUUGAGACUGAUAGGUUUUCCAGUUCAUUUUUAAAACUGUUAUAUCUUGUGCUGUAUGAUACUGUGACAACAAACAUUUAGUUCUGUUUGUUUUUAAGCAGCCCUCUCUCCCCACCUUCGUUUUUCUUUGUUUAUCAUUUUGCUGCUCUGUUUGUUGUCCCGGGUCUUGCCUAAAUUGAGGUGCUGCCAUUAUCCUGAAGGAGAAUGAUGUGGACAUCAACUUACUAUAUCAAUAGGCUACUCUAUGUGAUUCUUCCGUGCUGCUUUGGGUGAGAACUGUAAACAAACUCUCCUAAAAGCACAUAAGUUUCCAUAGUAGGAAAAAGUAUGAGUUGAAAAUGUAGUAUAUAAUCAAAAUGAAACGUGAUCCUGAAGAAUGAAGACAAUGGGAAAUCUUUUGAUCCCUGUGCAAUGACAGUGAACAGGAGCUAGGCCUACAUCUCAGGUAGGUGACAACCAAAAAUUUCCAGGCAUUAAGUACACAGCAGUGGGGAUUGGGCAGGUAGCUUGUGAAUCUAAUGUACACCUGGUUCAUGCUGUUCCCCACAUGCCAAAUAAUCGAUCCAUUGAUUGCAGGAGGGAAAGGAACCUGUUCUGUCUAUCUUUGGACCUUGUUUUAUAUACUAAUUCGCCCAACCAACAGCAUCAUACGUUGCUGUGAAGGUACCCCCUCAGACAUCAAGUGAGGAUGGUUUGCCUGCUCCUGUCAAGUUGCACAGGCUGUUAUGUAUGGAAACACUUAGUCCUCUGCUGUGUUUUCAGCUAUUUAGCUUACAAAGUUAACAAAUUCACUGCCUGGCUCUCCCAUUUCUCACCCUUUCAAAUAACGAUGGAGCUGAGGCAGUGAGCAUCCGUGAAAAGUGGAAGAGACCUGCUAAGGUGGGCACUCGCUUUUGUUCUCUCUGGUUACCUCAGGUUGCUGACUGCUACUUUGUUUUGUGUGUGCUUGCAUGUGGGUGAGUACAGAACCUCCAGAGGUUCAACCAUCCAUCUGAUGCCAUCAGACAACAAAAAAAUCCAAAGUUGCAUCACACUAGAAGCAAAACGGCGUUAGAGGCAUACUUCUUUACUUGCCUUCAGGUUGCAGCCUCCGUCUUUGGAAGCCAUGCUGUUCCUAACAUAUCACAUCCUCAAAGAAUACUUCGAUGAGGGGGGGAAACCUCCUUUAACAUUAAACCAGACACUGAAAUCGCUUUUGCAUCCUGCAUAUCAGACACAUCACACUGUGUUUUAAGUUUGGGUCCUUGCUUAGAAUCAAGUAGUUGCCAUUUGUUGGGAAUCACAUAUUUUGACUGUCAGUAUUUCUUUGAAAUGGGUGUCUGUGAGUGAUAUAACAUGAACUUAUUUAAACUUUAAAUUUCAAGCCUCUGUAGAGGAACAUCAGAUAUUAGCAUUUUUAUUCUCAUUCUAAUGAAGGGUGGACCUCAUCUCCUGGUAUCACUUGUAUUUUAUUUCUGUACUGUUGCUGCUUUUAGUGCAUUGCCUUAAAUCCCUUUUUAAUGGACAUAAUGUGUUUUCUUUUGGACAAUACUGAUGUAAAGCUCAUUCCAUGGCCUAGGACAGGGGUCUGCAACCUUUAAGACAAAAAGAGCCACUUGGACCCGUUUCCGAAGAAAAACAACAACUGGGAGUCUCAAAACCAUUGUGACAUUUAAAGCAUGCGCGCCACUGCCCUCCGAUCUGACAGUGGGCGGGAAGGUGACAUUGGGACGGUGCGUGACUAACGCACGCACCGCCCCCAUGCAACGUCACAGCCAGUACAGCGCCCGCCACAGUGGGGAGUGUCGGGGCGCACAAUGCGCCUCCUCCCCUCGCUAGUAUCCGCCCCGGAGCCGCGGCAAAGGUGUAAAAGAGCCACAUGCGGCUCCGGAGCCGUGGGUUGCAGACCCCUGGCCUAGGACGUUCAAACCCCUACCAGCUGACCUGGGUUAUACUUCUACACACGCUAAAAUGAGAGCAGCAACUAGCAAAAUGUUCUGCUACACCUGCUCCCUAAACUUUAGACCAAACUCCAGUGUAUGCCAAACUGAGCUUCACCCAUGUGGGGCAAGUCAUUUUGACUGCAUCAUUCCUCACCCACCUAUAAACAAACCUCAUUUUGCAGGUGUCUUGUGUCUUUCAAGCUUCUUUGGGAAGCACUUGGGGUACAAUUCUAGUUGUCUUCACCUUCAACCCUUGUACCCUACAAAGUCACCAUUUUUCUAGUGUUGGGCAUGGCAGUGUUUUAGAUAAUGUUUUAUUCUGUGUACCUUUGGGCUGCAAAAAAAUAAAUAAAUCAGAACUAUUUAGACCAAUUCUUCGUAUGCAAUGAAUGGUCUAGUGUAGUUAGCACAAUAUCUUUUUGUCUGAAGCAGAGCGACAGAAAUUUUGGACAUAUGAACCAUGUUAAGAAAUAUAUACAUACAAAUACUUGUUUGCAAUUGUAAAUAUUUGGCUGGGAGAGAAAGUAAUAGUUUAUUUCCUAGAGCUGUUUCCUCUAUGGGUUUGGGUUUCUGAAUUACUUGAUCUUCUUUGCAAUAUCACACCAAUGCAUUGGGAAUCCAUCAUUGUUCCAUUUUUGAUUUUCAGACUUUGUUCAUGCUGCUAUACAUGCACACAAUGUGUCACAGUUUUCAGUUCCUGCUCAUUUGUUUUUAAUGAACAUGAGUGCAUAUACAUGCUUGUUGAUUUCUCUUUUUUUUUUAAGUCCACCUGAGGCAGUGCUAUGACUGCACUAAGAUCCUUUGAAGGCCUUUUUUUUAUCCAUACUUCAAUUUAAGUAACCUGUAGGAGAGAGGGUGGUACAAAAAAAAGUGAAAUGAAAACUGCAGCAAAUUCCAAAAAUAAUGUUGAAAAAAGUCUUAAGUUGAACAAGAAAAAAGGGUGAGGGAAUGCAGGACAGAGCCAACCCAUGGAACUCAUCUCUGGUUUUGUGUGUGUAUAUCAAAGCUCUUGAGGGACGCGGGUGGCGCUGUGGGUUAAACCACAGAGCCUAGGACUUGCCGAUCAGAAGGUCGGCGGUUUGAAUCCUCCGGCGGGAAGGUAAACGGUGUUUCCAUGCGCUGCUCUGGUUCACCAGAAGCGGCUUAGUCAUGCUGGUCACAUGACCCGGAAGCUGUACGCCAGCUCCCUCGGCCAGUAAAGCGAGAUGAGCCCCGCAACCCCAGAGUCGGUCACGACUGGACCUAAUGGUCAGGGGUCCCUUUACCUUUACCUUUACCUUAUCAAAGCUCUUUGGCCUGGUUAGCUUUACAAAGAGAUUUCUCCCAGGGACUCUACUGAAGAUGGACAUUAAUGGAAUUAGUUGAUGGUGAUGGCAUUAGGGAUUUCCAAACAGCUUGUAAUCAUGCUUACUUACUAAUACUCUUCCAUAAAGUAAACGCCUGCCAUUUGUGUUUAAAGCCCCAUGAUGGUUCUGGCUUUGUUAAUGUGUCUAUCUUUCUUAACAAAGAUGAGGAACCUUUGGUACAGGUAUAGGUAUGUGCCCUAUAAACAAAUCCCUCCCUUACUCAUUUUACCAUGGGUGUAUUUUUAACCUUGUAUAGAGAAGCACGGAGGAGUCAUGCAUAUGUAUAAAUGAUGUAUUUGACUAGUGUAAAAAGAAUUUAAUUUUUGUUUUCUGUAUUUGAAAUGUAACUACAUUUCGUGCCACUAACACUGUGAUGUAUAAAAGAGCUGUUGAAUGCCUUUGAAUGUUGUUUUGUACUUCGAAUCAUAUUGAAGAGUUUUAUUUGUAAUUUCAAUAGAUAUUUUAAAUGAACC
This is a messenger RNA of Podarcis lilfordi (Lilford's wall lizard), 60973 nucleotides long. Lineage: Eukaryota; Metazoa; Chordata; Lepidosauria; Squamata; Lacertidae. The record is from the annotation of a GenBank genome assembly.